GCUCGGGGCCGGGGUCGCGCAGGGAGUUGGGAGCGACCAUUUGGGCUGUGCAUGCGGGGCAGGGCUGCCGUCCUUCGCUCGGCCCUUCCGGUGCCCCGCGGGGUGCGCAGCUCCCGCGCGCCCUCUCUUCCUGCCCCCCGCUUUGCAGGCUCCUCCAUGGAGACCGCCGCCCCCGCUCCCCCCGGCCCCGCGACGGCGGCGGCGGCGGCGGCCCCCUUUCCUCCGCUCUUCCCCCCGGGGCUGCACGGCAUCUACGGCGAGUGCCGGCGCCUGUACCCGGAGCAGCCCAACCCGCUGCAGGUCACCGCCAUCAUCAAGUACUGGUGAGUGGAGGGGAAGGAAAGAGCCGCUGUGGGGGCGAGGGGCUCCCAGGGUGGGAGGGAGGCCUUGGGGGUCCCUGAAGGAGGUCCAGGGCCUGGGGCAGUUUCUUCGGGAAAGGCUGCUGCUUGUAUGCUGUGGGUCGGCAUUGGCUGUGGGGAUGAGGGGCAGCGGGUGGGCGAAGAAGCCCCAGGAGGUAUCUAGGCUCCCUGAAACGGGGGGGGGGGCGGUAUCUGAGGCAGGACUCGGCGACGGAGGUCGAGUGGGUUUGGGGGGGAGGGUCCCUGGGAAGGCCCGGAGGGGCUUUGUGGUGGGAGAGUUUGGGGUUUCCCGGGUGCCCUGGGCCUUUUCGCCUCGGAGGUGCCUGGUUUUAGUUCGGGGAGUUGGUAGGUGAGGGGCUGAGGCGGGAGGAGGUAGGUAGGUGAGCAGCAGCAGCAGCUCGGAGGUGGAGGGAGGGCGGCAUCUCUCUGAGCGAGGAGCUUGGGGUCAGCCUCUUGGUCAGAGUCCUCAACCCUCACAGGAUGUGCAGAUUUAGGCCUCAGUUGGAAUAGGGAGUUUUAAGAGGGGGCCGUGAUCUUUGCAGAGCUUCCUUCAAUGAUCUGGGCACAGUGUUGUGAAGAGGUGAGGGUUGAGGCGGCGUUGAUAUGAGAGGUGGGUUUUGCUAGGGAGCAGGCCGAGCUGUGUAAGGACCCAUAGCCACGGUGAAACCUUGACCUGUGUGAGAGGUGGGUUGAGAGAGCAGCCAUUCUUAAACUUUGUUAUAAGUAGUCCCCUUAUCAAGGAUGGUGAAAUACCUCUCCACCAUGGGUAAUACACUAGCUAGAGGACUUAGCUGAAGGUACUUUCCUUUUAUUGAGGUAGAACACUGAGUGGUGUUCCACUUGCCACUUGCAAGUUUUGCAAAAGUGGGUGCAUAGACUUAAGGAAGCCUCUCUAUAUUGCACUUGUUAUUAAAACUGCUUUGUGACAUUCUUGUGCAAUACUUUUUGCAGAAGUGUGUUCUUUUCCCUCUGUUUUUCUAUUUUCUCUCUACCUUCCUUCAUCUUUCCUUCUCUCUAAUUUUGGGUGCCUCUAUAGUUAAAUAUAUGCACGUGCUCUCUUUGAUCUUCAGACAGGCAAAGAAUUAUUGUGCGUGCCCUGAUGAUUGCAUGCAACUGUUUACACAAGGACUUUGUACAAUUUACAUGAAUUGCUUCACCUGUGCUGAUACUUAAUGUGUACAUGUUCAUUUGUUAGUGUGGCCCAAUGCUACAUGUCCAUCUCCUGUGCACAUGUCUUAUACACAUCUCUUAUAAACAUCAGUUGUGCACAUGCUAUGUCUUUAAAGCACAUUCAAAGCACAUUUCUCUCAUGGAAUUCUGGGCACAGUAGGUAAGGGUUGCUGGGACUAUUGGUUGUAGUUUGAAUGUUUCAGCUGGAACUGUCUGUUUUACUCCGUUUUGAGCUUGUAUAGCUUUCGUUAUUGCAAUUCUAGGCUUUGUUGGGUCAAAAAUAUGCUAUUGGAAGAACAUUAUGCAGCUAUACCCUUUUUAUAAUGGGAGGACCUAUUUGCAAAUAUAAGUGAUACCCAUCAUACCCAUAUUCAGGACAGAAAACCUAGUUAGACAGUAGUUAGCUUAAACUGGUUUAAUAUAGUAAUGUGUGCAUUACCUUUUCCAAUAAAAUUUUCUGGCCAUUUAUGUUUAGUGACACCAGAAUAUUUUGUGCUGUGAUGUCUUUAACUACUUUCUAUGAAUCUGGCUAAUUCUUACUGGAUGCAGUUUUACAGCAGGCUGUUGGCAUCUGAUGUGGCAAUGAGUUCCAUAGAUUUGUGUGACAAAUCUGUUGGAAUUUGCAAUAAGCUAAAAAAAAAAAAUUAUGCAUAGGCAUAUAUAGGAUUUCACUGUGUUUCCACAAAAUAAAAUGCAAACUAGGGACUGCAAUAACCUUAUGUUGGUGAGAGUCAGGAUAAUUCUGCUUGUAGCAGAGCCAUAUGUAGAUUAAAAAACAAACUCCACCUAUUUCAAGUAGUGUUGCCUUAGCUACUUUGAUUUGGAGUGGUAUUUUCAUCUCCUUCAGUAACCCUACAUAGCUCAGAGCUGCUCUUCCUCAGUGAGAAAUAGCAAGCACUAGGAGGUAGUCUGAAAUAUCUGUUUGCCAAAGAAUAGUUGUGAGACAAGCAUCUGCCCCAGACAAUGCUGUUUAAAACUUAUUUGGAGUGCUCAUCUUCUUUAGCCUCCCAAUGUCACAUCUCUUUGAUGCUUGCACAGAGCUAAUUUGUUAUUUUGUGUGUCUGAGAAGCUCUUCUGUAAAGUUGUCUCUCCUCUUCAUAACGACCACUUUCUGUGCCUAUAUAGAAAUUGAAAAUGCUGAAACAGCUGGUGUCAUGGGCAUGCUGUAUGCCCUCUGCCCCUAUUUUCCAGUUGGAAAUUAGCUUAUGCUUUGGUUUGGGGUGGGAGUUGUAGCUUUUUGUCACACUGCAAGUACCGGCAUUGAAGUUGCUUUGGCUGUUCUUUCUUGACGUGCAUCUUUAAAGAAAUAAGUUUCAAAAAGGAAUGAAGCCCGCAGGUUGUAUGUAUCUUCUUGUGUCACUUGUUGGAAAAUUCCUAUGCAGAAAGCACUUUCAGUUGAUGUAUGUCUGCUGAGAAGCCAUAAUUUGCUUGCUGCUCCCAGUCAUGUCUACAGAGGGUGGGAACAGAUCAUAGAAUUGUAUGGGAUUAGAAGGGACUCCAAGGGUAAUCUAGUUCAGCCCCCUUCAAGGAAUCUCAACUAAAUGGAUGAGGGAACUCUGUAUGCCAGCCAUUAACUGUAACUAGAUCAGGGUUGCCCAACUUUGCAUGCCAAGUGGGCCAUAAGAGUACUUUGACACAGAGCCCACAGGCUGCACACUGCCUUGUCAUGCAGCAGUGGGGGAGGGGGAGAGAAGUGAGGCCAAAAUUUGAGGGGACACCCCCACCAAGGUCUCAUGCUGCCUUCCCAAAGGCUAAGUUGAGGAGGCAGCAUGAGGUUCUGGUAGGGUCCUAGAGCCCUCAUACCUACCGUAUUUUUCGCUCUAUAAGACGCACCAGACCACAUGACGCACCUAGUUUUUGGAGGAGGAAAACAAGGAAAAAAAUUUCUUAAUUUCUGAAGCCAGAACAGCAAGAGGGAUCGCUGCACAGUGAAAGCAGCAAUCCCUCUUCCUGUUCUGGCUUCUGGGAUAGCUGCGCAGCCUGCAUUCGCUCCGUAAGACGCACACACAUUUCCCCUUACUUUUUAGGAGGAAAAAAGUGAGUCUUAUAGAGCAAAAAAUGUGGUAAUUCCCAAAGCACAGUGCCUCACUUACCUGGCUUUGGGAAGGCAGCACAAGGGCUGUGUGUGUCAUUGUCUGUGUCUGUGUCUGAAAUGCAUACAGCCCUCAGGCCACAGAUUGGACCACCUUCCUAGAUGAAGGUUGCAUAUGAAGCAUCCUUAUAGUUCAGUCAGUAGAGCAUGAGACUCUUAAUCUCAGGGUUGUGGGUUUGAGCCCCAUAUUGGGUGAAAGACUCAUGCAUUGCAGUGGUUGGGGUUGAUGACAUUCAUGGUCCCUUCCAACUUUACAAUUCUAUGAUGUUCAGAUGGGAUGCUAACGCCCAGAACACAGGGACAAUGUUUAGGCCAGGGGUCUGCAACCCGCGGCUCCGGAGCCGCAUGUGGCUCUUUUAUACCUUUGCCGCGGCUCCGGGGCGGAUACCAGCGAGGGGAGGAGGCGCAUUGUGCGCCCCGACACUCCCCACUGUGGCGGGCGCUGUACUGGCUGUGACGUCGCAUGCCGUCCCGACGUCACCUUCCCGCCCGCCCACUACAUUGUAAGGGGCAUGUACGCUGGUCACUGCAUUGAAAGGGGGCAUGUACGCUGGUCACUGUUUUGAAGGGGAGUGAAGAACACACACAUAAAAAAAGGUAACUUGUUAAUUUAACGUUUAUUUCUAUGAGGAGGAGUAAUUCUGAGGGGUCAAACAAAGAAAUAAUAAUAAAAGUGACAAAAAAGUUAUUUUUAUAAUGACGAGUUUUGCGGCUCCCAGUUUUUUUUUCUUCGGAAACGGGUCCAAGUGGCUCUUUUUGUCUUAAAGGUUGCAGACCCCUGGUUUAGGUGAUCUCUGUGUUAGGCUAAUUUAUCUUUUACAAAGAAGUUCAUGAAACAAGUCAUCAUUUGAGCCAUAGUCCAUGACUGAAUUUGUCAAAUAUUGGGAAACCUUUUAAAAAAGAACUGGAGAAGAAAUUUGAAUGACUCAGUUGGUGGCCAUGAAGAACCGUGCAUCUAUGUCCACUCACACAUACCGUAAACAUGCUGCCUGUGGACUCCUAAGGUUAUCAGUUACUUAAAGGGAGAAAGAACUAAAAGAAUGUGUGGCACCUUAAAAGCUAAGAUUUCAGUCCUGACAAUACCUACUCAGAAGUAAGUCCUGUUGUAUUCAGAGGGACUUAUCACAGGUAAGUGGGGUUAGGAUUGCAGCCCAACACAUUUUAUUAUGGCACCAGUUUUCGUGGACUAUAGUUUGCCCAUUUUUCCUUCCUCUGUGACAAUUGAGGCAGCUAAAUGAUAAGCCAGGCAAGGUAACUGCUGCCUCUAUUCUUUUUUCUUCUGGCUGGUCCAUCUGGCAACAGUUACUUAUGUCAGUUCCUUCCAGCCAAACUUGGAAGUCUUACCUGAUCCAUGUGUAGCACUUCCCACAUUUCUAGUUUAAGUACCUCUGGGCUCUUUGUGGAGGUAGGGUGGGAUAGAAUAUGUAUGUAUAGAUAGAUGUCGCUGCAAAACAUAGCAUGCUGUGAUAUUGGGGGACUGCAGCCCUUGCUGGUAGAGAAGGUGGUGAGGACAGUCUAUCUCACAUGCUGCCCCUUCUUCUGCAUGCAAGGCAGCCUGUUCUAAUGGUCUUUGUGAAGGAGGAGGGGUCUAGUCUGAGCUGGUGAACCAGCAGAAGCUGGGAAAGACUGUAAAGAGUAUACUAAACAUUGUAUUAUAGCCUUUUUCUUAGAAAGCUCUAGGCAAAAGCAAAAUGAAAAUAUUUUCAGGAACAGUGGCUGGUGAAUGCUCAAAUAACAUUCCCAUUACUUUAGACAGUAGAGUAGAAUUAUAUAAAAAAAUUAUGUUCCUACCAGUUUUUGCUGUUACCAGUGGAAUCAAGCAUAGCUUUAUUAUUUAUUUAAUUUAUAACAUUCAUAUACCACUUGAUUUUAAAAAGCCUCACAGUGGUUUACAAAAAGAUAAAACAAUAUAAUCAAGAAAAAUGUACAACCAUACUUAAAAACAUACAAGAAUUAAAAUACUAAAACAAAUUAAAAUUACUUCAAUAUAUUACAGUAAUUGAUGCUAGUUUCCCCUCAUCUGUUCCCUUUCAAAUGGAGAUGCCAUCUGAAUAUUUUAUAGCAUAUAAUCUAAUACUUAAGCACUAAGGAGAUUGCACUCUGCUUUUGGGUUGAUUGAACAAACUGAGGACAGGUUUUCUUUUUUAAAGGGCUCUCUUCUCAGCUUUUUGUUUCUCAAAGUGGAACACAGCAAUUCAUGACUUAAACUUCAGUGUUUUUAUGGAAUAUCUCCUAAAGUGUGUGCAAGGGUUAUUUUUCAUUAGUGAGAAUGGUCUGAUCAGCAUACUCUGCUUUAGUUUCACGCUCUCAAAAACAGUGCUGAUUAAGCACUUUCCCAAUGUUUUUAACACAUUGAAGCUACAUUGUGCUGCUUGCAAAUAUGGCCUUUGUCCCUGAGGCUAAUGUUCUUUCUUCCAAAUGAAUCCUUUGGUAGAGGGAGUUUAGAAGCCUCACAUCCUGUGUUAACCUUUGUGACUGUUCCAAAGAGAAUUCUGAACAGUUAUCUUGCUUAUAAUUGGGAUUCAUGAAAAAAAACCAGUGGUUAGACACAGCAUGCAGCUGAAAAUAAUUUUUUACAGUACAUAAAAAACAAAAGCAGGUGUUUUUGUGCAUCAGAAAUAUUCUCCAAAAUCCACAGUUGGGCAAUACCUUUAUUACAACCAACCAAAAUCUCACAAAAUGGUAGCAAGCCUUCUCGUUCUCCAGAAAUCCUCUUCAUCAAGAAAAGAUGUUAUUCAGAAGUGGGUGGGGUCAGCAGGCCUGUGCAGAGCUUGUCUGAGGCCUUGGGUGGGAGUCUUGUUAGAUAAAGUUAUAAACUCAAAAAAGCAGCUAGUCUCUAGUGGGGGGGGGGCAACCAGCUUAGUCCUCUGACCCCUGGGGCAAGGGUACCCUGCUGUCCCCCACCUUUGCAUGGGCCUGGGUGGGGAGGGCUACAUAACUACACCACCCAGCUUCUGCCCUAGCUAGAUGAGGAAUGGUGAAGGCCGACAGGGAUGCCAACUAGAUUUCCAAGAUGGUGAACUCUGUGUGGAUUGGGUCCCCUGCAUCCCGCCCCCACUCCCUUGCAGUAGAUGCACCAAUAGUCUGGCACACAUUUUCUUGCAGAUUUUAAGAAGGUGGUAUGCCUGGCAACACUGCUGAUUCUAACUGCUUUCAUGAGUAUGAAUAGUAGCGAUUCAGUGUUUAAUUGUUUGAUUUAAAACAGUUUAAUUGAUUAUUAUAAGAUGUCCUCAGUUAGGCAACUUUAUUUUUAAUUGCCAUUUCUGCAUCUUCUUAGAAACAAAGUAGCAAUGCCUCUUGCUUUAUAACUGUUGGUUUUACCUAUAUGUAAAUGUACGUAAUCAAAUGAUGGUCCUAAUAGCAUUUUGUAGAGCUGAAUAUUCCACAUUAUUUCCUUCAGAGCAGAAAGCUUAGGUGGGAAAUUAUGUUAUUCAUUUCUGAAGAUAAUUAGGGCUUGCAUUAUGACAUUUCUUUUUUUUAAAGUAAUAUUUUCUGUGGUUCUGUUUUGUGAACGUUAAUUGAGACAAAUGACUUACUUUGGAGAAACACUUUAAAUAUAUAGUAAAUGUUUUUAUUAAAACUUUCUGACCUUUCUACCAUGUAUUGGAAGGGACUGGGUCUUGUAUACAAAUUUUCAUUCUUACUGCUCCUUUUGAAAAAGAAGCAUUUUGUCUUGUGAGACAUGCAGUAUAUUUUCAGACUUGCCUUUAAUUUAGUAAACAAAAAUACUAAAAUGUUGGUAAUAAAAUAAAAUAAAAUGUAUGAGACGCUUUGAAGGCAUGGCAACAACAUAGAUCUAGGACAACAACAGCAGGGCAAAGUUCUUGCCUGUGUGCCAUGAGUUUUUUCAGAAGGAAGUGGGUUUAAUGAUAUUGAGUGUUGAUAAAUGCAUUUGCUGAAAACCACCCCCAUCUCUAAUACUGACCUGCAGCUUACUCUUGUCCUUUUUUUCAAAUAGGUUAGGUGGACCUGAUCCUCUGGACUACGUCAGUAUGUACAGGAAUUUGGGGAGUCCAUCCCAGAAUGUUCCUGAGCACUGGCACUAUGUAAGCUUUGGAUUGAGUGACUUGUAUGGUGAUAACAGAGUACAUGAGUAAGUUUUUAAUAAUUCUCAUUUACUGUGGAUUGUGGGUUUCUGUAGUAGGCAGAAAAUGUGAUAGAAGCAGCAUGCAUGCACACAUACAAAAAGUAGGUUUAUGUGACAAAGAUAGAAUGGGACUGUCUUUUCCCAGGGCAUUGUUGCUGGCCUGCAAGUACCAGAUUUCAACAAAAGUUAAAAAAAAUAGCUACUGGAAUUCAGUAUGAAAUUGCUAAACUAAAAUUUUAUCAGCAAAUUUUAUUUUAUUUGUUCAGGGUUUAAGAGAAAAUCUCCCACUGUAGGUGUUAAUUUAGCAUAGCAAGGAUAGGAAGGAUUAUAAUAUUGCCAAUUACUGCUAUUGUGAAUAGUCACUUUGCUUACUUUUCCAUGGAAAUGUUAAAGUUCCUGUAACACUUUAUGGCCUUUGGCAUUGCUGUUUACAAUUCUCUGCCAUUUAUACCUCUAUGUGUCUAUCACGUUAGGUUCACACGUCAUAAAGUAAUAUACAGUCCAUGAGCACCAAAGGCAUGCUUUUGUGUUUUGCAUUUCAACAGACUAUCAGAGCUGCCCUUCUCAAGUUCAUACCGUAUGUAAUUGUUAAAACAUGGCAGAACAACAUGCAGAUAGUUUCUGGGUGAAGAUGCAUGUUAGUUUUUACUGAGAAAUUGUCUAUACUUGUCUGUUCUUGCUUUUCCCCCAUUUACAGAACGAGCAUAAUUUGAUCCUGUGCUGUUUCAGGGUGAAUUAUGUUUGUAUAAAAGUAUUCUAUGACUUGUAUUUUAAAUGUAAACAUGUGUUUCCCCUAUUUAAUACUUUUAAAACAGCAGCUACAGCCAUUUAAGAACAACUUUUCUAAAGCGUACACACACUAACAUUUACAACUAGCUGCCCUGUCCCUGUCCCCUGUGUUGCUAGUGAGACCCAAUCCUGAAGACUUCCUCUAUUUUCUGCAGCAUAGACUGCCAGGGCAAUGUUAUUGGUCAUACUCGGAGUAGACCCAUUAAAAUCAGUUCACUCAGCGUGCCUGUGGUGCUCAUGGACUGUAUACUACUUUAUGAAGUGUGAACCUAACAUGAAAUAAGUACAUUGAUUUCAGUGGGUCUGUUUUGAAUACAACUUAAAUUGGUCUGCACUGAAUAUGGGUUGGUUACAUGCAACCUUUUAAACUGUAGCUUCAUAUCUGUUAACAUUUUAUUUAAAUAUGUAGCUGGUUAGGAUAUAGUGUACUGUGUUUCAUUUUGGCCCUGUGACAAUAGGGGAUUCAGAUGAAUGGGUGCUGGGCUAACUUUAUGUCACACUGACAGAUUCCACACUGACAGAAAAGUGUCAGAUAGACUAGCCACCGAGAGGCCUGGUUUUAGCAAUCAGUGCAGUGGUGGCACAAGUUAUUUGAUCUGGAGUAAACUGCAUUUCAGCCCAUCCAGCACCCUGCAAGCCUCUAGGACACAGUCCCACAGGCAUCUGGUUGGCUGUUGUGAGAACAGGAUGCUGGACUCCAUAGCUCUGAGGUAAUGCUUCUUCCCAUAUGGCACUUAACUAGGCUUUGAGGUAGUCACAGAAUAAUAGAGUUAGAAGGGGAACCUGAUUCAACUAAAGCACCUAUGACAGAGGGCCAUCCAACCUCUGCUUAAAAACCUCCAGUGAAGGAGAAUCCAUCACUUUCCAAGGGAGUCUGUUCCAGUGUUGAAUAGCUCUUACCAUUAGAAAGUUCUUCCUGGUGUUUAGUCUAAAUCUCCUUUUUUGUAACUUGAAGCCGCUGGUUUGGGUUAGUAAUAUUUUCAGUUAAUCAACUCUAAUUUAAUUCAUUACCCUGUUGCUAGCAGCAUAAUGCCAUUAGAAUCAGCUCCUUGAUGCUCAGUUUCUGUGGAAAGGAAAGGGCCAUGCCCACUAAUCAGGACAACACAGGCUCUCAGUGCUGUAUUUUGAAAUAAGAAUGUCUAGCUUGAAUUGAGGCCACUAUUAAUAAUGGAAUUGCAAACAGAUGUAGCAAGUGAGGUGUGAAUGUUAACUUUAAUUUUAUAUUUUAAUGAUCCUGCAAAGGCUGAAAUGUAGCCCACCCAUGCCUCCUUGUUGACAGACUUACUUCUAGUUAGAAGGGUGUGGUUUUCAUAUUCUGCUUAAAUACUGGUUGUUUAAAUCUAAAUAAAUAAAUUUAUUUAAAAGCACUGUAGUGACAUGAAUUAUUCCUGAUUUUUAGAUGUCAUUUUCAUUCAAAAAUACUAGGCAAAAGAACUUUAUGUUGUAAUGGCAAACAUGACACCAGCUUUAAACGUCAACAUCUUCAGUCAGUACAUUUGUCAGGAUGGAGUUUGCAACUGUGGAAUUAGUAUUGUUGAAAUUGGAUUCUUAAAUAUAUCAGGAAGAGGCAAUAUCUUUAGUUCUGAUUCAGUUUAGGACUAAGGACAACUAACUUGCCCUUUUUCAUGUAGGAUACCCAGAAUACCGCUUUAUCUUAUUUUAUUCUUUUAUUUCAUAAAUUUUAUACGCUGCUUGAUUGUAAAAAAAAAAGAAGACCCACCCCUUGUGGUUUACAAAAAGAUAAAACAAGAAAAUCAAGAAAAUAUUACAACUCUGACUUGUCCAAACUAUUUUACCCAUAGUAAUUUACUUUUCUUUGAAAAGGAAGAAAAUGAAUGUCCCCAUUUCAUACACAUUUGCUUAGGGCAAUUUUAUAAAUCUUGAAACAUUCAGCCACACACCUCAAAUAGUAUCCUGCCUCUCUCAUUCACAGCAUCAAGGCACUUUUUCAUACUUCCUGUUCUCUGUUGGUGGUAGACCUCCCUUGAAGCCACGGCCACCUUGUGGAAUUUAUUUUCUUGUGUGUGUUUGGCUUUAAAAUGUCAUUUGUUUAAGGUAGUUAAUGUAAAAGACGGGCCACCUACAGAGAGGCUGCCUUGCACUGCUUAAACUCACACACAAUCCCUGGAACUAAAACACAUCCUUAUUGUUAAAUAUUUUAGAGUUCAAGAUUUUUUUUUUUAGCUGUGGAGGGAGACUUGUUUUAUGUUUACAGCACAGUAGUUGAACUUACAAGGAAGGCUGCUUUUAAUAAAAGGAAUGUAACCAAGUUUGGCUCGGGGCAAAGCCGGUCUGCAGCAUAUCUUGCAUGUUCUUCCUUGGAGAAUAACCCUCUUUCCUUUCUAGUGUAAAAUAGUUUCCCAGUGUACUGUGAUAGUAGUUGUGCUGUGGGGGGCAGUGAAGACUGGCUGUUCAAGAACACUAAAGCUAACAAAUGUCCGAGUGCAUUUUCUUUUCUUUUAAGACAUUAUCAUGUUGGCACUUUUGUUAACUCCUGACUUGUGCAUUCUAGGUUAGAACUGAGAAUCCCAAUUCCCCUUUCACUGAGUUCUUCAAGGUCUUUGGGAGAUUUGGCUGCUGUGUGUGACCUGUGCUCUCACAAGCUAGUCCCCAUUGCAUCAUUCUUCCUAACUAUUUCUAUCCUGCGUUGGGUGAACCUGAGCUGGAUCCUGCUUGUUUUCUACAUUGUUCAGUAUUCCGAGCCUCCUAAACUGCUAAUUACCUGUUUUCUGAUUAAUUUGUGUCUGUUCAUGAGCUUUGUAGGAAUGGGAAAAAUCCUGUUCCUUCUUGCAACAGGUCACUGAACUGACUAAUUAUAGCAGUCUCUGUGAGGCCUAGGAAGGCAACAUUACCAGAUCUCUCUCUGUCUCCUUUGGCAAAGAACAGACAUCAGCCAGAUAAACUAAAUGGAACUAAUUGUUUUUAUAUAUGUGAGUUACAUACAUUCCAUAAAAACAAUUCCAGUGUGGUUUGUAUAUUGUGUAAUGUAAGACUAAUUGAAAAAAUAUAAGAGAUACUUAUUAGUUUGGAUACUGAAAAGUUGAAUACUGUCUGAUCUUGAACAUUGUCCCCCAGGAAUUGUAGUAAAUGUGAUAUUGCACCAGUGUGUGGUAGGUCACAGGAGCAAGAGUUUUGCAAGGAAAAUUAUUCUUGCUUAUUAUAAACUGAAAAGCAGACUUAAUCCUACAGCAAUUGCACACACUGUCUUCAGAGUCCUGAUCUGUUAAGCGUUUCUGAGGAGUUGCUAACAAUAUGGACUAGAUGACCCUCAGGGUCCCUUCCAACUCUGCAACUUCUCUUCGGGUUGCUACAGGUAUGGAGUGGGGGGUUUAACUCUUUCCUCCUCUUCCUUAGGAAUUUUCAUCUCCAAACAUGCUAGUUGCAUUUGGAAUAAGUUUCACAUUAGCACUAGUGACUUCAUUUGCAUGUCAUACAAAGCUGCAGAUGGCAAACUUUGCAUGAGCUGAUCUUGGUCACUUCACUUCACUCCUCUCCACUUGUGCUUGGGAGAAACAAACAGCGACCUCCUGGCUUAGUGUUGUUUCAAAACCAGGGAUCAGCAUAAGCAAAGCAGCGUUGGCUUACCAAUUGUGAUUUGUUUGAGUAAAAUAAACCAUGCUAUCUAUUUUGCACAUCACACUAAGCCAGGUAUCAUGGUUUGUUUCUCCCCAUUUUGAGCAGGGGUGAACAAAGAAGCACUUUUGGCUUCUGCAUGGUACAGUGGUACCUUGGGUUACAUACUCUUCAGGUUACAGACUCCACUAACCCAGAAAUAGUACCUCGGGUUAAGAACUUUGCUUCAGGAUGAGAACAGAAAUCAUGCUCCCGCAGCACGGUGGCAGCAGGAGGCCCCAUUAGCUAAAGUGGUGCUUCAGGUUAAGAACAGUUUCAGGUUAAGAACGGACCUCUGGAACAAAUUAAGUACUUAACCCGAGGUACCACUGUACAUGCAAAUGUGUCCUGUGCCUACAUGUCUGGCACUGCUUCCCUCAUUGACUAAGCACAAUGAAAGUAAGCAGGGAACAUGCUUCUUUCAGAAUGAUGAGCAGAGUUGUCCCUGCCUCUUUUGCAUUAUAUUUCUGGUUAGGGACUUGCCCUUUAAAAAAAUGAAAUAAAAACCAAAGGUAGGAAUCCAGGCCAUCUAACAUGGUUGAAGUGGACACCAGGUGAUAUAGUUCAAACUCAGUUAAAACCUGGCCAACUGAGUAGUUAAGGCUCUCUCCCCUGUUAACCUUAACCAGUUCAAAAUCAUUCUUCCCAAGUUUCUCUUUCACCUAUCUGGUUAUCUGCAUUUCUUAGCCAUAAAUGAAAAACAGCUUGAUAGGAGGGGUGGUCAUGAAACUAGAAAAGGACCAGUGAAGAAAGAGUUGAGCAGUCUUUCCUCUUCUUCCCUGCUUGCCCUCCCCCCCCCCCUUUGGGCAGCAUGGAGCAUGCUGCUUUAGAUUAAAAUAAACAGCGUCAAGAAAAAAAAUCUCAUGUAAUACAUAGUUUGAGUCCAAGGGAGCAAAAAUAGUGCAAAGUAAAUGUCUAAAGUUACUGGUUUCAUGUAAUUUGGCAGUGUGACAAGUCUAGCUUAAUUUUCAGUUUUCAUGUUCUAGCAGCAUAUUGUGGUAUUGGGACACACUAGCAUGCAAAGUACUGCAGACGUUACUAGCUGAAUUGGGAUUGGCUAAUUGAAAAGGCUCCUGGCCUGUUUUAAAGCCUUCAGUGGUGUAUAUGUUGGCACUGUGUUAGCUUCUGAAAACAAAGUUCAAAUUACACUGAAAAUUGGCCUGAAGUGCUGUUUGUACUUUGCUCAUUGGAAUGGUGGCAUAGUUACACAUAAACAGUUAUGUCCCCCUGCCUGCUGCCCCAGUGGUCAUCUUCAUAAAUAUGUUUACAUGUAAGUACUCCUUGCUUUAAAGUAAAUAUGUGAUAUACUUUUCCCCCUGUCCAGUGAGUUACCUCAUAUCUUUCUUCCAAUAAUGUAGUUCUUUUACACUGGAAUGUGGGGGAAAUUACCUACUAAAGUGAGAAUGUAUACAUUUUGGCAAAGAGCUUUAACUUUGAAUUAGAAAGCCUGAAUCUUGGGGGGCCUGUUAAUGCAAAGAGAGAUCAAAAAUUUGUAGAGAUCAAAAAUUGUGUUUUAAAAACAGAUAGACACUUAGAGGAAUGUCUCCAUACUCACCCACUUUUAGUUUCAUUAUUUAUUUAUGUCUAUUUAUAGUGAACUAGAAUCAUGUGUUUUGUAAUACAAGGAGUAGUUGUGAACCCCCUAGAUGCUGGAAUGUGGGGGUGUAUAUAGUAAGGCUUUAAAAAUAUGUGGAUGUUUAGAUUGAAAUAGGAACACAUUCACCUUUCUGCCAAGGACUCAGAUGUGCUGAUGUGAUUUCUACUGGCCAAGUUUGAAAUAAAAAUGUAAGAUGUGAAAGUGCUAUCAUUUUAGCAGUAGUGAGUAUAACUAUAAUGGAGAAGUUAAGCUUAUUCCACCCAUGCAUGUCUUUGCUGAUUGUCUUCCAUAGUUAGCUGCAUAUAAUCAUAUAUAUUACUUCUAAAACCAUCUGACAUUCUUACAAAAAAAAUUCAGAUAACAAUUCACAAAUACAAAAUAAAAGGCUAUGUUCUGAAUUACAGGUGUCACAGGACACUGAAUAAUCAGAUUUCUUAAUUUACAAAGAUGGUAGUUAAUUGCUAUUUCCCCCCCUCACAUUUAAUUGAAACAGUAUUGCAGUCGGGGGAUCAUUCUGGGUAUAAAGUUGUAUGGCUUCCACCUAAUUAUAAAUACAGGUGUCCCCCCACUUACGCGCAGCUGCAUAUACGCGUGGUGCCAGGAAACCACCAAAUUAUUCAAUUCAUACCCGGAAAUGACUGGAGAGAGCUGGAGAGUGCUCAUGGCUUGUGAGGAGACCCCCGAGCCCGAAGUGGACAUCAGUGAGGGCAAAGGAAACCCUGAAGAGAUUGGAGGUGCAGCGGGGCUUUGUUUAUGUUGCUCAGCCUCCCCACCUAACAGCUGAUGUGUCGGUCCCAGAGCCUCCUGAUAGUCCAGGGGUCAGCAAACUUUUUCAGUGGGGGGCCGGUCCACUGUCCCUCAGACCUUGUGGGGGGGCCGGACUAUAUUUUUUGGGGGGAGGGAUGAACGAAUUCCUACACUCCACAAAUAACCCAGAGAUGCAUUUUAAAUAAAAGCACACAUUCUACUCAUGUAAAAACCCCAGGCAGGCCCCACAAAUAACCCAGAGAUGCAUUUUAAAUAAAAGGACACGUUCUACUCAUGUAAAAACAUGCUGAUUCCCAGACCGUCCGUGGGACAGAUUUAGAAGGCAAUUGGGCUGGAUUUGGCCCCUGGGCCUUAGUUUGCCUAUCCAUGUGCUAGUCCCAUAGCUUCAAUUCUAGUUGUGGAUAUUUUUACAUACAGUAUUUUUGGUUCAUAUUGGAGAGAGAGCAGCAGAGAGGACGUUAAAAAGGUGUUUAGAGGGUGCUCCCCACUUUAUGCAAUUUCACUUAUGCACACGUAGGCCUGGAACGUAACCCCCACAUAGGUGGGGAGUUGCCUGUAAAUCGGAUGUCUAGCAUCUUUCUCGCAGACUUCUGUAGUUGGUCGGUUUAGUCAUAACAGCAUCCUUCCACAUUUUAUUAAUACCAUCUAUUCACUGGUACUCCCAGUUGUUUCCGAUGCUUUGUAUAUAACAUUUGAGCAGCUUAUGCUAUAUAACCAGCCAGUUCUAAAUGCUCCCUUUUAAUUGUAUCUUUUUUAUAGGUUAAUUAAUAGAAAUAAUAAUAGAUGUGUACUUGUAGAGUGUCCCAGUUUAUUUUCUGUAUCAUGGUAGUUGGCAAAGCCUGGAAUGCAGGGCAAACAUGUUUGGUAACUAUAAACAGAAUAGGAAAUACAAAUGUGUGUGAGAGAAAAGUAGAUGAUCCAUCCAUACAAUUCCAUUCCUUGACUUGAUUUUCACGAUAAUAUUUUCAAAAAAUAAAUAAGAUGCUAAAGUUGGGGAAGGCAUUAUAGCUCUUAGAUCUUGGUAGGAUCUGAGAUAAUUAACUCUUGGUCCUGAACAGAUUUUGAUGUCAUUUUCUGAGACAUAUUUGGGGGUUCUUUCUAAUGUUUUCCCUUGCACCAGGAAUGAAUGACAUAGUGGCAUCAUAAUUUCAUCUGCUUAUGAUGCUUUAUUGUUGUGAAACCUUUUGUCAUUAACUUCAUCCAGGUUUACUGGAUCAGACGGACCAAGUGGUUUUGGAUUUGAACUGACAUUUCGACUUAAGCGUGAAACCGGGGAAUCUGCACCACCGACAUGGCCAGCAGAGUUGAUGCAAGGCUUAGCCAGAUACGUCUUCCAAUCAGGUACUAUUUAUGUGGCUUGUUUUAUGCCAAAAGGUUGGUGAUAUUUGAGUUCGUUAUUUUGUUUUUGUAGUAUGCCUUUUAUGAGGCACUCAGCUUUUAUUCCGUUUACUUACAACUAAUAUGGUUGUGAAUUUUUGCAUGACAGAUCAAACAAAUUCAAAUAUUUAUUUUGCUGGAAGUAAAAUGAAUAGAGGGAGAUACUGCCAUUUAUAUAUUUGAGCCUUUUGAGACUGUUUCAUGAUUUGUGGAUAACAAAUGCGGCAUCCAAGUAUGAUUAUUCUUAAUUCCUUUGAUGCAGACUUCAGUAGUCUAUGUCCAAUUACCUUCAUAAUCUUGGCUUUGAUCUCUCUUCAUUUCAUCCUUUUUAUAUGGAUUGGUCCAUAGAGAACUUUAGAAUAUCAGAUAUAAAUAUACAGAUCAGCUUACAUUUUAAAUAACUGUGGUUGUUUUAAGAUAUACAAAUGUCAUAAAAGGAAUAUUAUUACAAGCUGAUUAAAAUGCUAAAAAUUACAAGCAAAUAUUAUGGUGCAAAUAUGAAAUGUAUUUUUGCUACACAUAAAAUUACUGGAAUAAAAACUGUGGGUUAAUUUGAUCUUGUGCUUUUUUGAAAAAUUGAGCUUUUCUUUUGUUGAAAUAAUAAGCUAAUCAGUCUAUCUGUCUCAUGAAGUUGUUUAAUUUCACCAUAUAUACCAUAUCCCAGAUAAUCAAUAUCACAGUGUCUGUAGAGCUUAUCCAUUUUGGGCAAAUCAUUUUUGCUGCUGUCCAUAAACUGUCAUUUCUCAGGCCUUAAGGUAUGCAAAUAUUAUUAUCUCAGCAUCUCUUAGGAGAUCAUAACUCAGUAUGCUUGUUAUUUCUUUUAACACAUUUCCAAAAGGGCCUACUCAUUAGACGUACUCAUAUUAUAUGAAUAGGCGUGUGUAGCACAUUUCUUUGGGAUGUGUAGCCAGGAAUUUUUCUCUGUUUAUUUCAACAAAGAAAGAAAUGGAAUAAUAGGUAAAAGAAAAUAGCAAAGAAAAGAUAAAGAGGCAGAAAGCUAACAAAGCAACCAUGAAAGAACGGCCAAGAAGCCAAAACAGGACAUUUUUCAUGCAGAGAAAAAGACCCAUGUUGAGCUGACCAGAGGCAGGGCAGAUCUAGCUGAGGGCAGCCAGUGGGAGCUGGUAAGUCAGUCAGCCAAUGGGGGAGAGGGAGAAUGGAAUUUAAGAUUCAGAUAGGGACUGUCUGAGAGAAUGCAGGCAGAGAUUGUCUGUGGGUUUGAUAGGGACCUGGGAUUGGAGAUAUGGACUUUCUGUCUGGGUGGGCGGAAGGGGUCUCUGACUAUCUGAGUGGAAUUAGAAAGGGUUGAUGUCAGUGAGGACAGAUAAUGAAUUGACUGUCAGAGAUAGAGAUUGUAUGCGGACAGACAAGGUUCUAUCUGCCUGGAGGGAAGGUCAAGACUCUAGAAGGGCUGGAAGUGUUUUAUGGGGUAGUGUAAGGCAAUAGUCAUCCUAGAAAGAAUUUAUGUCUAGUGACAGGUUUAAAUCAUUUUUAAAAAAACAAACUUAAAAGCUCUGUUUGAAACAGUUUUGUACCUGUCAAAAGUAACCAUUAAUCUACAGUAGAACAUCUUGGAGUGUAAACAAAGUUCAAAUUUUGUUCUAAAAGUGCCUUAUCCUUAUUUAGAUGUUCUGAAUGAGGGUUAAGUGUUUGCAAUUAUAACAUAUUGCUGCUGGUAAAUAUAAACAAUAUCAUGAACAGUUAAUUGAAAAACUGCUGAGGAAAUACAGGCAGAGAUUUAUCUAAAACACACCUAAAGUAGUGGUCACACUACUGAGCUUAAGUGAAGGGUGUCUGUCACGCCCUCCUCUUCCUAUACUGCUCCUGCUGGAGCCAGUCACCCCAACAUUGCUUCCAGAAAGGAACGCAAGCAGAAGCUGCGGAUCCAUUCCAGCCUUUUUAUUCUGCCUGUGUCUCUCUUUGUCUUUUUAAAAAACGGUUAUAAUGAACCUAUAUUGCACACUGCUAUAAUAAUGUAUUUAAAAAAACAACAACUGAUAGCUGAAAACCUUAUUGAUUUUCAUGAUCUAGGGAGAAAGCUGUUUUGGAGAAAGUAAGAUGAUAGGGCCUUCUGUGUAUAGAAGAGCCCCUGCUGAGCCUCUGCUGUUGAUUGCUGUUAGAAUGUUGGCAACAUCUAGCCAUGAAUACUUCACUGUUACUCUCCUCUUCCUUCUGCUUCCCCAGAAUGCUGGGCCUGAGUGGCCAAUUAUUUUUUUUUAAGUGAAUUAUCAGGACUAUAUUUAAAAGGAUUAUAGAAGGCCUGGACUUCAUGAAACUACAAAGCUUAAGCAUCUUUUAAAGUGCUGCCAGCAGAUUGAAAAAUAGCUGUCUCCUCUUUUAUUUCAAGAAUGCAAAGUACAAAGCAACUACUGAUAAUUUGUAUUUAUCCAUUUUUUUAAAAAUCACAAUUUUUAUCCCUUCAGUUUAUAAGCAUGCCCAAUCCUCAUUGCACCAUUAAGAUUGGGGGAAUGGGGAGAUUUCCUUCACCAGGAAAAACAAAACAAAAAACAAAACUGUACUUCUGUAAAUGUGUCAUUUCUCACAGUCAUUCUGGUGCAUGGAUGCUAUUUUAGUUACAUAAAGGAUGACCCUUGGAGAACUAAAAUCACUCUGUGGGGCUCUGCGACAGAACAUUGCAGUGUGUCAAUGGUGUGUGUAUGCUGAGCAUCUGACUGAAGCAGGAGAAGUUAGCAUCAAAGUCUGUUUUAGAUUUGGCUUGCUUUGUGGAAAAAAUGUUUAUUUUUAGUUUCCAAACAUUUAAAAAAAUAUAGCCAGUUGGCAUGCAAGUCAUUGGGUGUGAGGAUUUUCCAAUUAAUUAUUUAUUAAACAAAUUUAUAUGUUCGUUUUGCACCCCAAUUCAGAUGGAUUUGAGCCAAGAUCAUUGUGAUAGUAGGCUAGGCCUAGACAAUUAAGAGGGUCAGCUGUAUUAAAGCUGUCCCACUUUCCAGUCAUUCAGCAAAGACAAAAUAAAGACAGCUUCUUCGAGAUUUUGCAGAAUUUUUAUUUCACGUUCAAACUCUAAACACAGAAGUGUACACAUGAACUUCAUUGGACCGUGCCGCAAUAUCACUGUGUUUGGAACAUCUAGUUAUAUUUACAGUAAUUUCUUCAAAGAUGCAUGGAUUGCAAACAAUAACUCUAGGCUACCCCCAGCUUCCUCUGUAAAAAAAGCAGAGAAAGAAAGUGACAAAAGAUUAGUAUUUCUUCAGUUGCUUGCUCUUUUUAUGAAUAAUAUAAUUUGUGCUAUUAAUAUUUUUUAAAUUUUCAUUUGAAUUUAUUAUAAUUAUGUCUAUGUAUACUUAGUGAAAAACAACUGUGCAAGUUUCUAUGUAUUUAUUUCUUUAAAAAUAAAAACCCUGGCAGUUCAUACCAUCUAAAUAGAAAGGUCUUGUGCUGAUUUUGGACAGUUCUCAAGUUUUAGGGAGCUACUUAUUUAUUCAUUACUAAGGCAAAAUAUAAGGCUGUAACCAUCAGAAAGAUAUAUUGGGUAGGAAUUAAAUGUGUGGGAAAGAACCCAAUCACAGCUGGCAUUUUUUAAGGCCUUUUCCCCAUGGAGAAAUGUGUCUGCUUUCAGAUUUACAAGGUGUAGGUAUUGUGUUAGAUAGGGGACUUCUCUGUAAAGCUUUGCUUGUCAGGAUUAUUGUACGUGCAUGGAAGAUGCUCCCCAUUUUAGCCAAUGGGUGAUAAUAUAAAGUUUUGAGUGGAAGAAACCCAAAACAUGGAUAACCACCGGCAAAUAGGCAUGUGCAUAAGCUUUUCAAAACUAUACUUACCCUCAUUGCUUAACUACUUUAAGUGUUGAAAUUCACACUUUCCACUAAAACAGUUUCAUGCUUCUGUUAAUUCUAGAAGAUGUUUUUUGUUUGAUACCAUCUGUUGGCAGGAUUUGACAUUCUUUCAAAAAAUAAUGCCCAGUUGAAGUGUAAUAACCAAAUGGCUUGGAGUUUGAGAAUGAGCAAGUGUGAGCAUCAGACUUUUGCCCUUCUCCUUUAUGUCGUAGGUGAUGGAAAUUUGUUUGCUUGUUUACUAAAAAUAUUUUAAACUGUCCAUUAGAAAGAUACGAGGGCAGUAUACAAAGGCCUCACAAAACAGAACAUAAGAAUAAAAUACCCUAAAAAUAGUAAAGAUCCUUCAAAGCAUCAUUGUCAUGGAGGAAAGUAAAAACAAGCCAAGCAGACUAUAAAGCCAAUUCUAAAAUUUAAAAAUGCCUGCAAAAACAAUUAACUUUUAACCUGGAACCAAAAUGAUUGUAACAUAGUGCCAGUCAGUGUCAUGAUUCACAUGACACGUUGAAACCAUCAUUUAUGAAUGAGCAGUGUGCUAGGGCAUGCUGCAUAAAAGACUACUCUAUUCUCAAGCACAGUGGGCAGGAAACAAACCAGAGGUUGUCUUGCUGUUAACCACAAGGGUUGGGUUGCAUGUUAACAGCUGUCCAAUCUCUGAUUUGUAUGGUAGGUUAGGCUGAGAGAUUGUUAUCAAGGUCACCCAGGGAGGGAGCUUCAUGGCUGAAUGGCGAUUUGUACUUGGGUUUCCCCAGUCUCAGUUUGACAUACCGGUACGUUUUGCUUCUAGUAUAUCUAGCAAUGUUAUGUGUGGUUGACAUGUGUCGCUGCAAUAAUUGGAGGCUUUACCUUGGACAUUUUCUCUUAGUAGUAGUAGUUGCUGUGUUGAGGACAGCAGCAGCUGUGGACCAGGGAAAGAGCUAAAUCUUUCUUUUAUAUCUUCAAAAGUUGGCAGGCAUGAAUGAUUAAACCUGGUGUAUAACGCAGAAACUCUCUCUGACAGCUAAGUAGGCUGCUCCUCUUGCCCCGCCUCUGCUUCCCAACAAAAUGUUAAUUGGCUGAAGCAGAAUCUGGUAAGCACAGUACAGACAGAAGCCCUGUUGUGUCCUACACCCUCGUUUGUGCUACUCUUUCCACAUCAUUGUUCCUGUGUCAAGAAUUUUGUUAAGUCGUCUUCAGUUUUAGGGUCGCAAGACCCUUUAAUUAGAACUGCUGAAUUCACAGAAGAGAAGACGAAUUAUUAAACUGCUAUUUGAUUAAAAUCUUGCCUUAGAACUUGUGUUUUGUCACUAAACUCAAGUUGCAUAGUAAGAGUCCUCUAGAUUGUAACUUCAUCUUAGUAUUGUUGGGACUGCCAUGGAAAGACUGAUCUUGCAUGACAUUGUAUGGUGAGUUAAGGCCUGGCUUUCAAGCUUUAAUGUUUACUGGCUCUAGGGGAUUUGAAUUGGCCUUCAUAUCAUUUUUUCACAUGGGUGGUUUUCUGUAGUUUAAUUGAGCAGUCACUGUGAAUUUUGUGGUUUGUGUGGGGAAGAGAGACGUUUCUAAAGUAGUCUACACCCGAAUAGACACAAACAGGUGGGUCUCCAGCAGAGAAAUUAGCAUUUGAAAACCAGCUCCAAAUGGCUAGGAUUUCUCAGGAAAAGGAGUCUGGGCAGCAAAAAAAUGUGGGGAUCGAUCAGCAUAGAAUUGAGUGAGCAUUUGACAUGCAGAAUAUUGUGACAGAAAGACAGGCUUCAAGAAUGAAUGCCUUUGUAGCUUUGUUCAUUUUGGAGAACUGUGACUGUGAGGCCUUCAUCAUUAAAACAUUUAGUUAAUCAGCAGAAUCUAGGAUGAUCCAUCUGACCUGGGAAGUAUUAGGAAUUGGAAUUUAAGUUGGACUGUUAAGUUUAUUUAAUGGUGUAGAACAACCACAUCUAGUUCUUCUUCCACUAAAGUCUUUAAAUGCAUAUGGAGUCCAUUUUACACAGGCUUUUAAACAACCAGUAAGUUCUUUUUUUGACACUAUGCAACUGGUGUAACUGAACAGUUUAUCAUAUUUAGUUUUAAGCAAUUCUUAUCUGAUACUUUUCCUUAUCUGCCAGUUAAUGGAGAGGCAUUUCCUUUAUACUCAUGUCAGCACUUAUGUUCCCCACACCCAACCCUUUGGCCAAAUUGUUGUAGCUUGGUGAUGAUACAAUGAGGCUGUUCUGGGAAACUGCAAAGGGUUUCCAUUGGGGUGAAGGCAUUUUCUGACCCAAUCCUAUGUAUAUCUUAAGUAGACUUGAAAAUCUACUUAACUAUUUUGCUCAUUAUUUUCUCCUUACUCUUAUGGGCUACAGUGCAGUACAAACCUUUGUGGGUUUUAGUGUGGCGUUACUUUCUGCUUAUGUGUGGCUCUUUUGUUUAUCUAAGCUGUAAUGUUGUAAAAUCUUCUCUGUGCUCAGAAUCUGGGUGCUCCCCAUACUCUACAGUUGUAUUUUCAUCAUCAGGAUAAUGUUGAUAUUGAGCAAACUGUCACAAUUUUGGUUUAAGGUUUCUUAAAUUUCGAAUACAUUUUAAACCUCAAUUCAGACUUCUAUAGUCAAGGUUGGGAAUCCUGGGUAGCUUGCUUUUUUUUUUAAGUAAAAAGUCAAAUUCAGCUUUUUAAAAAAAUGUAGAACUAAAUUUAUGCCUAAAUUAACAGUGAGGACAUCUGGUGGAUGAUCAGAGUUACCACAAGAGGCUAAGUAGAUUCAGUCUUUUAACCUGUCAAUUGAACAGAAUUUGUCUGAAACUUUUCUGGUCACCAAUUCAUUAAUGCUUGCUGAAAUGAUAGAUCCAUCCAAGAUGUGUUCAUUUGUACUGAAUAUAGUGAUGUGUGAACAUCAGAAUGCAAUAACAAGCAUCAGUUGCAGAACACAUUUUUUAAAAACCCUCUGCUUUUUUAAAGAGUUCUUGCUGUCUUGUUUUGCAUUUGUAAACCUCCUUUCUCGGAUUUAUGUGCAUUCUUGCACUGCCUUGGGAAUUUGUAGUGCAGGGAAGGUUGGUGAGCUAAUGAGCUUUCCUGGCCAACUGAUAUCUCAUAGACUAUGUGACCCUAGAGCCUAGUUAGUAUGAUGAAUCUAGAUGUCACAGGUUCAUAGUCAAUAUAUAAACUUGAAAUAAUCUUAGUUUACAUUUCAAGCAAGAGGAAGAAUUUCACGUCAAGGGAGCUCUCCAUGAAAUAUACGUAGGCAUUCUAGACUGGGAAUGUUUCUAUUCAAAGCUCAUUCAUUUUGUCAUGACCAUGAGAAUUUUCUAAAGAGCAUCUUGGUAUGGUGGGUCUCCUUUUAAUCUACUGAUAAAAGGUGCUAGAAUGAAAAGAAGAUUGGUAUCAUCGCAGAAGUGCAUGGCUGUUAAUUCAAGGUGUGAAUGUUGCAAUUUUAGGCCUGUUGAGAAGAAGGAUCAUCCAUAAACAAACACUUCCCGCAGAUCAGUUUAUAUGAUAAUAGAGGAAUGCUAGUCUUGAUGCAUAUUACAGCAUGCCAUUGAGUGGGAGCAACUGAAGUGCACCAUGCACAUUUUGUGUGUAUGAGGAGUAUAAGAUUAGGAAUACCAGAUGUCUGAACCAAGCAAGCUAUAAUGUGUUAAUGGGAUGAGCUCCACCUUACCUUCAUUCCUGAAGUGUUGUCUGAUUUAGAAAGCUCUAUCUGCUAUCCUGACUCUCACUGUGACCAUUCACGAUCGGGCAAGAAGAAAGAAGAUGAUCAGUACCUUACUUAAAUAUUCUUUCAGACUUCAUUAUCAUAUGGUAUCUCUCCAUAGCAGGAGGAAAAUAGUGCAAAUCAUGUACUUGUCACCUCUUCUAUUGCCCAAAUGGGAAAGUAACUUCAAACAGACUGUGAGGCUGGUUUUCGUGAUUGCAUUUCAGUGGAUUUGCUGCAGCUGGUAUUUAAAGAUUUGUUCCUGAGAAAGUUGAUUCUAACCUCUUUUUUCCACUUGACUUCAAAGCUAAUGUUGAGCAGUUUAAAUACAAAAAUCAAAUUGAGUGGGGAAGCUGAUCAUUUAUGAAAUGUGUGUUAAACCAGCUGUGGUUCACCUGGAACCCCAUUCUCCAACCAAAUUCCAGGAGCCCUUGCAUCUAAAGACAGAGCCAACAAAAAAGCUUGUGUUGUAGUUUGCUGUUCUUCUCCAUGCUUUCAAACCUCCUGUUACCAGGCACUACAUUAUGUUUGUGAGGCCAGUGUACAUUAUCCAUAUGUAGUCCAGACUACAGUUGACUUGAAAUAACUAAAAUGCAUAAUUCAGCUGGUUGAGUGGAGCUGCAAUUUGCAUGUUAAAUUAGAAGAAUAUACUACAUACUGCUUAAUACAGUGGUACCUCAGGUUACAUACGCUUCAGGUUACAUACGCUUCAGGUUACAUACGCUUCAGGUUACAGACUCCGCUAACCCAGAAAUAGUGCUUCAGGUUAAGAACUUUGCUUCAUUCAUGAAAAAAGAAAUCGUGCUCCGGUGGCGCAGCGGCAGCAGGAGGCCCCAUUAGCUAAAGUGGUGCUUCAGGUUAAGAACAAUUUCAGGCUAAGUACAGACCUCCGGAACGAAUUAAGUACUUAACCCGAGGUACCACUGUAUAGAACUGGGGCCACAGUCAGUCCCUGCGGCUCAUGUGAGGCAAAUCUCCAUGGCAGUCUGGAGCCAUAAUCAGGCCUAAUGCAAUCAUGUGAUGGCAGUGGGGUCUGGUUUGGUGCAUGUGCACAAUCGCAGGUUGUUAUGUACAUUAACCACUCAUCUUACAUGAACCCCAACAUACAGAUUCCCUGUACAUAGGCAAGAGCUACUUGCCUUUCUAUAAUGUUGGUAUUAACGAGUUGAUGCACCAAAUAUCAGCAUAGCUUUAUCAAGCAGUUUCUCUCCUUUUUUGUUUUUUGUACUAUAUCACCAUAGAUGAUAGGUAACAGUAACAGGAAAAAUUAUAUAUCUUGUUUAGUGAGGAUGUUUCCUCAGUGUUGUUAAGGCUUUUUGUGUAGGCAUCUUUUUUUUUAAAGCAGCUAGAAAUAUGUAUUCAUUGCUCAUAUUUCUCUUUCCCCACCAGAAAAUACAUUUUGUAGUGGUGAUCAUGUAUCGUGGCAUAGUCCGUUAGACAACAGUGAGUCGAGGAUCCAACAUAUGCUGCUGACUGAAGAUCCACAAAUGCAGCCAGUUCAAACACCAUUUGGGGUGGUGACUUUUCUUCAGGUAUGGCAACAGAAUCAAUAUUCUGGGUAUUCAUUUAAGGAGCUAAUAACUGAAAUGAACAAUGGAGUUUUCUUUGAAAUGAGAUUGUGGUAACUAUGGGGUACUUAAAAGCAGGUGCAGGUUUGGCAUGGGUGAAGGCAAAACUAGAUCUUUUCCAUCAUCCAUUAUGGUAAUAUUUCAUGUCACUUAAAUAAUAUUUUUCAAAUGUCAGGGGUUUUUUUUUAUUGCUAUGUAUAUCUAAUAUGAUACUGAGCCUUUUCAGCUGUGAAAAGCUUUCCAGUACCCUGAGUAAAUUCUGCAUAUUUUCAUGUUCUUGUCAACUUAAUUGGAUGGAGUGCUUUCAUUCGUGGAAUGCAUAUUCUUGGAUUCUGAUUUCCAGGGGCUUUUUUAUGGUGUGCUAGCCCUUGCCUUAAGAAGCAUGGAGAAAUGGUUCAGGUGAAACCUCCGAUAAAAGCUGAGGGAAAAGUUGAGGCCUGAAUAUUAAUUCCCACUGUUAUAACAACACUUGUCUGGUGAAGAUCAGGAAUAGGGAGCCGGUGGCUGAGUUGGUCUGAGAGGCUACCCUGUGUAGGGUCUUACCAGAGGAAGGUCACACACCUGGGUUUUUUAAGUUGGCUAAACUGUUCAGGUAGCCAGAAGUACAGCAAGAGGAGCUUUGGGGUACAGAGGCUGAUUGUCCCCGGUAACUGGACUGGGUUGUGGGAGUAAUUGACUGGGGUGGAAGUUCAGAGAAUUUGGCCUGAGGUAAAAGCUGCUUAAAGGCUAGUGUCAGGAACAGAAACUGUCACCAGGCAGCUUAGGACCCCAGUGUAAAUUGGAGUACAGUGGUACCUUGGUUUAAGAAUAGCUUAGUUUAUGAACAACGUGGAUUAAGAACAAUGCAAACCCGGAAGUAGGUGUUUUGGUUUGUGAACUUUGCCUUGGAAGCAGAACAUGUUCCGCUUCCUGUUGAGUGUGUUCCAUUUGUAAAUCCCUCUGCUAUGGGAAAGUACACCGUGGUUUAAGAACGCUUUAGUUUAAGAACGGACUUCUGGAACGGAUUAAGUUCAUAAACCAAGAUACCACUGUAUUCCUUAUGUACAUAGUAUCUUUUUAAUACACUAGCAAUCUUAGUUGAAAUUCUUUCCAACUUUAGUGUUUAGUGUUGGUGUCCAUCUUAUACCUAAGCUUAAUAUAUCAGUUACUAGGAGGUUUUGUAAGUAUUCUGAGAGUAUUAAUAGCAAAAGUGAAGAACUGCAAAUACAUAAAUCUGGGUUUAAACAGAGUAAAGCUGGGAGAAUCGAUAUCCCUGACUUUUUGCAAAAUAUUACUACUACAGCUGCUUAUUCAUAGGCCUUAACAGGGCAACGGGAAAACUCUACCAUGAUACAGUCCGCAAUAUCUAUUUUUUACAUACAAAACGAAGUAUAUUUCAACUAGUAUUGAAGUAUUGUAGUUAACUUAGCAAUUAUUGUGUGUUUAAAGUUUUUUUGUGUGUGUGUCUUGAUUUACGAGGCAGCUGGUGAUAUUUACUGAUCUGGCAUAGCUUGGUAUGUUGCAAUGGUAGCAAACUUGUUUAACCUCAGAAUGAUGUAUUGCCUUCCACUGUGCCAAUGAACAGAUCACUCCAUAUACAGUUGGCUGUGUGUAUUAUUCCAGAAAAGAUCUAGGCUUUGCAGAUGCAAGGUUGUUGCUUCAUCUCUAUGGUUCUGUUGAGGAGCUCAACAUGUGAAAACAAAUGUGAAGGAUUUGUAUAGCCAUGCCCUUGUCCUUAUUAGUCAUCUUGCUAAGUUCUGACAGGAAGACUGAGAAUGUGCCAUGGGCUGACAUAUUUCCUGUUCCUUUUCCUUCUCCAUUUCUGUGUUUCCUUUGACUAUAGUUUGACAUGAUAUUUGAAUCAGGAAAGCUAUGGUCAAUACUAAUCUAACCGCCCCAGGUACAAAUCCAUAUUAUGGAAUUGGCACUUAUCAUAAGAUGCCCAAUCAGGGAUCACAGAAUCACUGAAUUGUAGAGCUGGAAGGGAACAAUGAGGAUCACCUAGUCCAACCCCCUGCAGUGCAGGAAUCUUUCGUCCAACAUGCAGCUCAAACCCAUGAUUCUGAGAUUAAGAGUCUCAUGCUCUACCAACUGUGAUAUCCUUCAUAGUAAAUCUAGGUAAAGGUAAAGGGACCCCUGACCAUUAGGUCCAGUCGUGACCGAUUCUGGGGUUGCGCACUCAUCUCGCUCUAUAGGCCGAGGGAGCCGACGUUUGUCCGCAGACAGCUUCUGGGUCAUGUGGCCAGCAUGACUAAGCCGCUUCUGGCAAACCAGAGCAGCACACGGAAAUGCCGUUUACCUUCCCGCCGGAGCGGUUCCUAUUUAUCUACUUGCACUUUGACGUGUUUUCGAACUGCUAGGUUGGCAGGAGCAGGGACCAAGCAACUGGAGCUCACCCCGUCGCAGGGAUUCGAAACGCCGACCUUCUGAUCGGCAAAUCCUAGGCUCUGUGGUUUAACCCACAGCGCCACCCGCGUCCCUCAUAGUAAAUCUAGUUCAUGCUAAAUGAAAUCUAGAUGAAACGUGGUGGAGGAGGGAUUUCUCAAAAAAGAGUGUAUAACCAGAGUCUCAAAGUCUUGGAUAUGGUACUCCAAUGUAGAACUUGAUCCUAUUAUAUGUUACAAGUGUGUACCCCCCCUCUAACCCCUUUUCCAGAUUGUUGGCGUCUGUACAGAGGAGCUUCAUGCAGCACAGCAGUGGAACGGACAGGGUAUAUUGGAACUGCUUCGGACUGUUCCUGUGUAAGUACAGCAUUGCCAGCUAACUAAUAACAGUAUUAUAAAUAUUCUUUAAAGAAAUAUUGCCUGAUAAAGAUGAAUGCAAUCAUAAAAGCUUAUAAAUUCUACACCUGGAAUAAAUUAUGUAGUUUGGGAUAUCUGCAUAUACAUUGACAUGGUUUAUUCUGAUGUCAAAGCUCAAUUUGAAUUUUUCAGUCUUUUUGCUCAAAGUUUGUGGAACCUUGUUCAGACCAGUGGCUACACACCCUCAUAGAGAACUUUGGGUGCAGGGGUGCAUGCUGGAGGCAAAAGUGGGCAGGGUAAGAGGCAUGGGUGGGCAGAGAAUACCUCUCUACAUUUUGUGAGAUACAUUCCAUCCACAUCAAAGUUAAGAGGCUUCUUCAGUGUCCCACCCACCCACAUCUCUCCCACUUCCAUCCAGGCCAAGUAAGAAGCACUAGUACAGUUUAAGGAUACUUUCCAUCCAAGCAAAAGCCCUUAAGGUUUGUGUGGAGCAGAACUGGUGGGGUUAUGACCUUGAGAGACACAUGACUUAGUUGGGAGCUCCUGAGGGCCAGAUGCAGAAACCCGAAGAUCUGCAUUUGGGCCCCACAUAUGAGGUUCUCCACCUCUGCUUGGGAAUGUUUGAGUAUCUUUUAUUUUAGAAAUUAAAUUAAUCUAGAAAUGCAUAUUUGACCAUUUGCUUUUUCUGUAUUUAAAAUUCCAUUAUCAAUUUUUAACCUUUUGCCCUAGAAAAGUAUUUAAGUGCUCGGGCUCUUAUUUAAUACAAGCCCUCCACCCUUAAACAUGAAUUACAGAAUUUCCACUUCUAGGAACGAAAGCUGUGGAACAAAGAAGCUCAAUAUGAGUAUUAUCCGAAGAAAACUGGUUUGUCAUCUGUCUUGUACAGUUUAAUUCUAGAAAAUGCUGACAGUAUAAGGAUUACAUGACUUUUGAGGUUCUUUCCAAUUCUGUACUUUUAUCUUUGGACAUGAAUAAUUUUUUUGCUAAUUGUUCUCUGCUUUCGAAUUGAGGGGCCAUUUAUAUGCAGGAAGGGUAAGUCCAGGCCAUGAAGAUCCCUGUCUCUCUUUGAUGUUACAACCAUUUUUACCCUCUUGCUGUGAGAUAUUGCAGUCAUACGGAAAAUUGGGGUCUGUUUUCUUCACGAUAAAUGGGAACACAGUACAGAUUACCAUCCUGUAGUUAAAUUGUCCAUUUUCUGUAGUUGAAUUAGAGGCUUAACAAUAAUCCAACAUCUAAAAUGGACAGGUAGAAGUGCUAAUUACUCAUCCAGAACCCCAAAUUUAUCCUUCCUUUCUGUCCCUUAUUGCAUUUGCACUAAAAUCAUUGGAGACCUAGAAGCAUUGGGGCAAUGGUAGUAUAGUCACUUAUUUUUCUUUUUUGAUUUUGUUUAUAGAGCAGGAGGCCCAUGGUUGAUAACAGACAUGCGACGUGGAGAGACCAUAUUUGAAAUAGAUCCACACCUGCAAGUAUGUAACUACUCAAUCUGGUCCUAGAUGACAGCAGAGCAUUGCUUUCUUAGUCAUGAGGAACAGCUACCUUCUGAUAACUGAAUGUGCUCAGGAUAGACUUGUUGAUUACUGUCAGAAGCUGCUGGGACUCAACCUGGGUAUCUUUGAAAUACCAUUUCCUAGAGGCAAUGGUUGUAGAUCACUGAUUGCCUGAUCAAAGUGUGAUUGGCUUCACUGAGUGUCCCUGAACUCAUUUCAACAGCUUAAUAUUGGGCAACUGGGCCACAAGCAGCUCAGUCUCCUACCCUACUGAACCUCUAUUUUCCCUGCCUUGUCUGUUUUCUAGUGCACAUGUGCUUUGGAGAGGGUGGGAAUGAAUGGGGAAGUCACUUGCUACAUGCAAUUUUCUCUGCAAGUUUACAAGGUACGACAAUGACAGAGUAGGGUUCCUGUGCCUUUAACAGUUGUGCAGAAAUUUAGCACGUGUAAUUAUGAAGAAUUUUAUAUACUAACCUUCACCAGAAGGACAUAAUAACCAACACAGCAUACUCUGGUUCUCUUCAGAUCAUAUUGAACAACACAGCAACCAUACAGUACAAAAAGCUGAAAAGCAAUUACCUCUGUACAGCUCUUAAUAAAGCACAAUGUCAAACUGUUCAUAAAUACAUUUAAUACAGAAUUUUGUUGCUGUAGUAGGAGAAGCUUACCUUUCCAAAUUUGGCAUUAAAAAUGGUGAAACACUGCAUGUGUGAGUCUGGUAGGCCAGAGUGAAAUUUUCACCAUGCCAAAGAGCUAAGCAUAUUUGAUUGGUGCAGCAGAGAAAUAAGUUUCUUAAAUGUAGUUCCAUUAGAGUUGAGUGUAUAUGUUUACAUGUGAAAAGAAAAUUUGAAUAAAUAUUUUCUCCUUGGUUUUUACAUUAAACUGCUGCAGUUGCUUCUCCUUGUAAGGCUCCCUUCACUGCUAUAUUUAGCUUAACAGCAUCAUCUGGUGGUGAAUUUUAGAAGCUGACACAAGUAAUUUUCCUAAGUUGCUCUGUCUACAUUUUGAAUUUCUGGUUUGCAUGUAAUGCAGGAAUACUAUGUUCAGAACUUUUCAUUCAGAUAUUCAGAUUUAACCUUGUAGAAUCACUAUGAGGUUGAUUCUUCGACAGUCAGGCAUUGUUCAAAGGGGGAAAUUUGAUAAUCACAAGUGACGCGUGUCGGGAGGAUGUAUUGAGGAUUCAUUGAAACCUAUUCUUGAUGUAACAACUUUUUGCAAAAUUUAGUUUUGAUGAAUUAAAAGCUGUGGCUCACAUUUCCUUUCCUUUAGCACAAUGUGGGACAGUAUAAAAGCCCUUCAUUUCUCAAGUGCUGACUGCCAAUAAAAUGUAGAAUGGGGAUCUCCAAUUUUCCAUUUGCAAACAAGAGACUCUACCUUGGGUUCCAAACACACACCACCAAGUGCUCACAUGGCAACCAUACAAAUGCAUACACAAUCCCAUCUCCCCCCUGCAAUUAGUUUUUUUGGGGGGGAAAGUGUUUCAGCCUGUGAUAUUCCUGGAGAGUUCAGCUGGGGAGGUAAGAGUUAACUGUGGCUCCUCAGCUAGGAGAUCACACAUGCACAGUUUUCUCCACCCCAUAAAUUACAUUGGGGGACAGAGGGACAUGUUAUGGUAGAAAGCUACUUUAAAGCCUAAUUACAGUGGGGAGUAUGUGGAUGUUUUGGUGGGGAGGACACAGCUGCUUGGAUGGGGGCGGGGAAGGAAAGAGUAAUCCUUCCCUUCUCCAGCAGUGACAACUUCAGACUUUGCCCCUCCUUUGGAAUUAGACUUAAAAGAAGCCUUUUAUUAUAGCCAAUAGAAGGCUUCCUUGAAUCUUAAUCGUGGUGAGAGGGGUGGUUUCAGGGUGAGGUUCACUCCAAAGAAGAGGAUUAACCCUUUCCUCCCCAGCUGUGACCCUCAAAGUCGCCCUCCCCUGCUGUAAUUAGCCUUGGAAAAAGUCUUCUAAUGGCCACACUAGAAGGCUUUUCAUUAUAAGUUGUAUAAAUAUAGAGUUUUAAUAUUCCAUAUUUUAAUAUUCCAGAAUGGCUUUGCAUUGAUAUUUGAAAUGUGUUUAUAUGUCUUCAGUGGAAUUCAUUGAUUUGUAGAAAUGUAUGGACCCUUAGGUUAUCAUUCCAGUUUAAAAAGUUUUUUUAAUGAGGCAUAAGGGUGAGUAAUUGAACUAUAUUUUUGUUUCUGAAAUAAUGUUUUGCCUGUCUGGGAUUUUGACUAUAACGAUUUCUACUUACCUUUGUCUUAGAUAAUAAUGACUGAGCCACAGAAAAAGACUCCGUGUUGAAAUGUGUCUGGCUGUUUUGUUUUUAGAAGCCCUUGUUUUUAAUUGGCAGUGGCUUGUAAGUGAAAAAGAAGCGCUUAUAUUUAUAUUCAUUUAUACUGUUCAUUUUAUCUUAUGGAAUAUUAAAAAUCUAUUUUUAUACAGUUUAGAAUUGAAUGUUUUCCCUUUAAUUCUGUUAAGUUGCAUUUUUGUCAAGGGUAGUGGAAUCUUUUUUCCUUUGUUUUCACCAGAAGGCUGCUUUGAAGCCUAAUUUCAAGGAGCCGGGGUGGGGGGUGGGAUGACAAGGCAGGAGUUUGAAGACUUGCGGGCAUCCACAGGCUCUGUGUUGGUGAACCACAAUCUAGGAAAACAUACUCCAUGAGGUUGUAGUUCCUGUAGUGGCACAGGUGGGAUUUUGGCUUCAAAAGACUUGGCUGUUUUGGAUCUUUUUUAAGCAGGACAGAGUUGAUAAAGGGAUUGAGACAGACGGUUCGAACCUGAGUGGUGUCAGUGCUAAGUGUGCCUGGGAUGAUCUUAGCCGGCCGCCAGAGGAUGACGAAGACAGUAGAAGUAUCUGCAUUGGCACACAUCCCCGACGAUUGUCUGGGAAAGGUAAGAGGGAACCCGGAAAGCCACUCGGAAGGUUGUUUUCUCGGCAUCACAGCUAAGUUGGAUGGAAUUCUCACACUGUUGUGUUUCUAAAUAGGUACAAUUUGUUUACAACUUGAAAUACUUGCAGUAUUCCUCCAUUACAACCUUGAUCUUUUGUUUUCAUCCGAUGUCAGCAUACAAAAAAUAUAAUGUUUUUGGACUAUUAUAAGAAGAUAGUUCCCUAUUUUUAAAAAUUCUUUUUACAAGUCACAUACUUGAUAAUCACAGGUAUUUUUAAAAGUGGUAGAAGGCAUGGCUAAAAGUAUGAAAUUGGGAGGCUGUAUUGCAUCAAGUUAUGUAUUAAACCCGGAAACCAGAUAUUUGGUGUGCUUUAUGAGGUCUUCAUUAAAUUUAAUAUGAUUAUUUUAUGAGCAAAGUUGCUUCGUAUGGAACUUGAAUUUUUUGUUAUAUCAAAUUAAAUUCAAAGCCCAAAACUCAAGGUUUAGCUCUCCCAACCCUCUCAAUUUUUGCUCAUUUAUUUAUAGCAAACCUGAAUCACUUUGUACUCUGUGUGCUGCUCAGCAGUUAGUGUCGGUUCUGUGGUGUUUCAUCUCCCCCCACCCCACAACUACUCUCUUUUAAAACAAACAAAAUUACAUUUAACUUCUUCUUCUAUAGCUUCUGAUUGUGCUUUGGAGGGUAAGCACCAUGAAUAACAACAACAACAGUAAAUUUACACAAACAUACACACACACCCCUGACUGGGUUGCCCAGCCACUCGGCGGCUCCCAAAUCAGCCAAGAAUAGUUUGUCUUAGUGCAGGAAAGGAAGGAAGCCAUAUGAGUGGGGAAGCGUGUGAAGUUUGUUUCUAAUCUUCCGGUCCAUGCUCUGGAGGACCAUCUGAACUGAACCUGACCCAGUUUUUAAACUAUCGUUUCAGAUACAGAGCAAAUCCGGGAGACUCUGCGAAGGGGACUUGAGAUUAACAGCAAGCCUGUUCUGCCCCCAAUUAACCAUCAGAGACAGAAUGGACUGAAUAAUGACAGAGCUCCGUAAGUUUAGUUUUGUGUUUGGGUCCUGAGGUGGUGGAAGAUGUGUCUAAUUUGGCUUAGCCUUGGGAAAAUAAUGGAAGGAAAGACUGGCUUAAUGUUUCUAACCUGGUGAUAGCUCUUUAUGCAAUACUUCUGGAUGGCUCACAAUCUAAAAGACAGAAAUUGAAAAGGGAGAAUGCAACAUAAAGGUAGGCUUGUGUUUUAGAGCAGGUUCAGAAUUUAUAGACAGAUGACCAAGAAUUACACAGUGAGGACCUCUGAUAGUUAAGUCAUCCAUGGUGUUACCAGACUGACAAAGUAGAUGAUAUAAGCAAAGUGGAUGAUGGCCAGAUAGGAACAUAGAUACUAAUGGGUUAAAUAAACGGGGCUGUGCAAAACAGGCCUAAGUGAUCUUAUAGGGGGUGGGCAGAACAUAAGCAUGGCAAUUAACUGAUAUUGUUAUGAAAUUAAUUGAUAUUGCUAUAAUUUGGCUAUUAUUGGGGCAAUAUUGAUAAACUAAGAAACUUAAUUGCAAAAAAAGAACAUAAGCAUGACUACUUAUGGACUGCAAGUGAGUGAGUAAAUGUGGAGGCCUGUCACUGAUGCUUGGGGUAUUUUAUGUUUCUCCUGCUUGCCAUCCAGUUAAUAGUAGAGCCUUCUUGGAAGCAUAUGUUCAUCCUUCCCUUCAUUUGAAGGCCUUUUGCACUUCACACAUGAGAUUAUGACCAGUACAUUAGUAGCAAUAAAGAAGAGCAUUGUACUCUGAAAUUUGUUUGUAUAACUAUUAUACAUUGCUUUUUUUGAUGUUUUUCCUUCGUACUCUCUUUUGUGAUAGUAACGAGGAGCAGAAUUUGUUCUCAAAGGUGAUUCUUAGCACUGUCAGUGUCUGCUAUCUGUAGAUGACUCAAAGGGGUGAAUUAUUUUAAAAAACACUGUCUUUCCGAGGGCAAGAUCUCAUCUUCUACAUUUGCUAUUCAGUAUACCUUGGAGAGGAUUACAUUGUUGAAUCUUGUUAAAACUCUGUGAAAAAGCGUAGCCAACUCGGACUUCCCAUGAGAGACAGAGCCUUAGUAACUUUAUCUGUAAGCACUGCAUCCUGGCCAGCCAUUCGUAUGGGUAUCAGCUUAAUUACAUCCUUCUAGUGUGGGAAUCCAUUACUUGGAACAUUGUGUCCAUCCAGUUCAGAACCAGUUGCUCUUUAUAGAGUUCUAACAGAGUCUUCUUAAUCAUCUUGACAGAGACCAGGACAUUGCAAGGAUUGUCAGAAUCUCUUCCUUCUGCAGGAGUCAGAAACACUCUUGAAGAGUGAGAGAACAGUUCCCCUUGGGGAGGAGAGCAAGGGAUUGUUCUUACUAAUUUGCAGUUCCCAAGAUAGGCAGAUGGUUGCCCUCCAGUAUUAGAUCUUUUGUUGUUGAACAUGUUUUGGCCACGUAGAACUCCAUAUGCCUUGUUUGCUAGAAAUCCUGCUCCACUGAGCAGUUUGUGCCCUUGGACCUGAAAGACAUGUAUCUUCAUAUUUCAUCUUACACAUGGCAUUGAUGGUUUUUUUAAAAGCGCAUGAAUAGGGAUGCACAGUGCCCUGUUUGAGGCAGCACCAACAUCAACAAUUCUGCUAUCUUUGGGUUGUAGCAAAUUAUAGUCUUACCCAUUGUAAACCCGUUGAAAAUAAUGAGCAUGGCUAACUUUGAUCCAUUAAGUUAAUUGCCCUACUCGGAGUAAAAUUUAGUUGGCUACACUAAGUGUGCUAUUCCUUGCAGGAAUAACUUGUGGACUUUUGUGUUCUGAACUCAAGAUACACAAGCUUGAAUCUUGCCAGAAAACCCAUCUGGAACCAAUGCAAAUGAUCCAUUGCCAAUUUGCUACUUGAUUCCUGAUUUAGCGGUACAUUUCCUUUAUUGUAGGGCUUUGUCCCUUCAAAGGAAUAUCAGAAGUAUAUAUAGCUUGUCUCUACUUGCCUGCCCCAGCUUGCUCUAACCACACAUCCCUAAACACGUCUGCAGAUGGCUUCUCUGUUCAGGGAAUAAAAUAUUCCUGAACACAAAUGACUGAGGCUUUACGUGUGCUAGGGAGACACUUUCCCACUGCAUCCCUGCCUGUUCUGCCAGAGGAUAAGCUGCUGUCCAUCUGGUAGAGCUGACUCAGAAACUAGCUCACUUAUUAAAAUACACAGGAGUGUAGCAUGAGUAGCUUUGCCUUGUUUUAGUCCAGUGCCCUCGUGUAAGGCAUACAGGGAACAACAGAGAGAAGAACGCAAAUGGAGUUUUAUUGAGAGAGUGUAACAAAAUGGCAAUUUAAUGAUUAACAAUAAAAGCUAUCCCUGAGACAGUGGGGAUGCCAGCAAAACGAACGAGAAACACAUACUUCAGUGUUUCCUAGAGAUGCACUGAGUCCAGGUAGUUAUAAUCUGAUAGGCUUCACCAGCCUGGUGUCCUCCAGAUGUUUUUGAUACUGCUUUCACCACCCUCUGACUAUUGGUUGUGCUAGUUGGUGGCAGUUGUAGUUGAAAAUAUUUGGAAGGCACCAGGUUGGGAAAGUUGGCCUCUGAUGUACAAAGACUUACAAAAGAGUAGGGUGGUCCCAAAAUGAUAAUUUCCAGGUACACAAAAGGAAGUUUGUUGUUGCCUGUCACAAGAAAAGAGAGGGGGUGGGGUUUUUAAAAGUUAAGUUUAGAUGGGCUUUACAGUAGGAGAGUAUAAAUUUCAUUAAAUAAUAAUAACUGCUGCGACUACUACUACACCUACUACUACUUCCAAGUGCCUUUUGUCAUAGUUUGUUAGAACUUUAAUAGCUUACUUUCAUCCCUCCCCAAAAAUGUAUAUUUUAGAACCACCCCAAAAUGGUAGUGGAAUAUUGCUCUCAGACAACAUGUGGUUUAUACCCUUGUCAAAGAUGCUGUUCCAGAGUGCUCUAAAUACUUGUGACAGGUUGGUAUACUCACUGAAAGGGAGGUUGUUUGUGAUCUCAGAACCCAAGUCACAAGUCAGUUCACUGGAAUAAAGAGCAGUGACAUGAGUCUUGAGGGUGUUUGAAUAAACUCCACAGAGGUGGUGUGUACUGUUAGCAAAGAAUAAGAUUAUGAACAAGCAAAGGAACAUGAGAGGUUGUUGUAGGAUAGGUUUGAUGCAGCCUAAGAAGCCUUUAUUACUUGCUUUGUAUUCCAUUCUCUCUCUCUCCACACUGUGUUUUGUCAAGCCCUUACUUUCUCGUUUAAUCAGAACCAGGAAUUAUCAAAAUUCCCAGCUGUUCCACAGGUUUUGCCAAUAGCAAAAAGGUCUGCUGGUAUCUUGCCAGUCUUUCUCAGAGAUGUAGACUUUGUAUGUACAGUAGUCUGGCUGAUUGCCUUUGUUAUCCUCUGUUGCUUUCUGGUAAGGCUAAUACCUAACAGACAUUUCAGGAGGGCAACAUGGUCUUUCUUAAUCUUCUUAAAGAUCAUCCAGCCUACACUAGGGUCCUCCAAGAGAGGCUGCAGCAAUAGAACAGGCAGUUCUUAAGUUGUGUAAUUGACAGAUUUUCCCAUGUAAGCUAGUUUGCUGGUCUCCUGUAUAUAGGAUCGCACGUCAUGAAGAAAAUGAAGAUUCUUACCUUUUAUGUUGGAAUUGCAUUGUACUCCUCUCCUCUUCAAGAGGAAUACAACUGACAUGAUUUGAAUUGCAGAUUUUCGGUGGUGUGAAAUAACUAAAUGAGAAGCUACUGUGCCCUACUAUUUGCUUCCAGAUGGUUAUAGAGGAAGGGGGAACUGUGCAGAUUCAGUCCUGUGUGUGUAACUGAACAGAAGAGUCUAAGAAUAACAGUUAACAGGGAAUAUUUGUUUUCUUUCUUCCAUGAAGUAGCCUUAGAUCGCCCUCUGUUGCAUAAUCAAUAAACUGCAAUACAGUCUAUGCUGGACUGGGCUAGAGAUGGGAUUGCAUGUCUGCAUGAAUGUUGCUUCUUUGGGCUUCAGAUAUGUAAGGAGACCUACCUCUGAACUGAGCUAUUGGCCUUUUAAGCUAGUGGAAGUAAGGAAGUGAUGGCAUGGUGAUUGUUGCCAUAUUCCCAGUUGCCUUACCUCCAAGGGGUGUGACAGAGAAUCCUUUCACAUGCUUGGCUUCCAGCAACUGCUGGGAGCAAACAAGCACAGGAAUCAAUAUCCUUUGCCAUUUUACUUGAUCCUAUGGCACAUAGUGAUGGAAAAUAUUCUCCUGUAUUCUGCAUGAAUCAAAUGCAGCUACUUCCCUGUGUUCUGGGGGGAUUGGUGGGAUGUAUGUGUGCUCAGUUUGGUGGAUAGCUGAAAGGACUUUCAGUUUUGUAAAUGCUUUUGGAUAUGUUCUCAGAGCUAUAUGAAGAACCAGUUACUAUUGAUAAAGCAGCUAGUAUGUGGAUUAACAUGAACACUAGUUAUGAGUGUUCUUUCUAAUUACUGUUUCAGUUUCUCUCAAAGGAAAGUUAUUGAAAGGAAGUAAUUUAUCUAACAGAGCAAUUCUAGCCAUGUUUACUCAGUUCUACUGAAUUUGAUGGGGUUCACUCCCAGGUUAGUGAGGUUAUGGUGGCAGCCUAAAUUACUUGCAGCAAUUCUUAAACAGGCCUCUAGUAUCCUCAGGUUUUGUUUUGUUUUGUUUGUUUAAAGAAGACUGGUUUUUUCUGCAGCUUUCCAUGCACUUGAUCAGCAGCAUCUGGCACUGGCCACAGAAUUUACCUUUUGGAUUGGACUUUGGUUUGGCCAAGGAUAGUGGCACAUGGUAUUAUGUCUACAAACUUUAAGCUGAAGACAAGUUCCCUACCAGAGCAAUAUAUCUUGCAUUGUGUGUGAUCUUAAACUCUUCAGAGCAUACUAAAGAAGGUUAUUGCUACCUGUGAUGUAGGUUCUUUUUUCAUUAGCCUAGUAAGUGGAGGCCUAUAGACAAAAUUAUCAAAAUUAUGUUUUUGUUCAUAGCACUUAUUGACUCAGUGUAUAUGCUGAAACGUAUGACUCGCAAACCUGCAAAAAGUAUUCAUAUUGGUUACCCAGUACUCUUGCUCUCAGUUUGGAAAGGAGUUCUUAAACUAUGUUAUGCCAAGCCUUUCAAAUAGCUUGAUCCCAAGCAUUUUUCACCUGCAAAUAGAGCAAAUUCAACCAUGGCAGUGUACUGUCAUGGACAUGGAGACUUUUUUCAGAGUCUCAGAACCAGAACAAAUCUUUAGGAUUAGGGUAUUGUUAAGGGUGGUGGUUUGGAUUGUUUAAGCCCACCCAGAUGCAGCUAGAACACAGUUUAGGUAGCCAUGCAUUGCAUAUUGUGUUGGAGCAAGGGCAAGGCAGAUCAAUGAGUAAGAUGGAGAGUUAAGAUAUGCAGCUUCUAAGGAAAAUGAGGGGAACCGUGGGAGCACCUCAGACAAACAGUCAGGAUUUGAAAAAUGAAAAGCUCUCUUACUUCCAGUUAUCAUAAUAUACACCAUCAUGGAAAAGGUUAGUUCUCUGCCUCUUGGCCAAAUAAAAUGCCCAAAAUAAUGGAUAAGAUAGAACUGGUAUAUGUAGUAAAAUUGGAGUAUUAGAAUGGUUGUGUAUGCUGAAGCUGUAUUUUAUUCUUUCUGGUGCAUACUUUGUGAUGGAUGUCAGAAGAAAGGCUAGCACGGGACACAACUGUCAGAACUGGCAACAGUCUUAAGCACGCUUUCAGCAUAAUGGGCUGGUAUGAAAUGCCCUGGCUCAGAGUAGCAAAGAUCAGCCAGACUUCUUAAUUGUUCUCAGUACAAUAAAUCCUGCACCAGAAACCUUAACAUAUUUAAAGCUGCCUCUGCAUCCCACUAGAAAUCUAGGAGAUGCAGAUCAAACCCAUGGUCUCAAUACCCCAAAAUGGGAUUAGAAAUAAAAGGGUUGGUGCCAGUUCUACUCUUGAGUAGGACUUAGUUUAAUGCAAUUCAAAUUAUUUUUCAUGUAUCUGUUAAACACCUUUUCUCAGUGAGAAUGUUCUAAAGAUCAUUUGUAGUCUGAACAACAUGGAAUUAGUGUGAGUGCACCAUUUGUUCAGGUGAAACACAGGGAAGUUGUGUGGUAUGAGAAUCUAAAAGCAGUUUAAAUAAUGGGUUAACCAAAGCAAUAUUCUAGGCAGUAAGGCUUUCUCAACUAUGAAUAUGGCAAAAUUGAAGUAUAAAUGUCUUACUCAGCUUAAUAGUGCUCAAAUGCUGUCUUUUUUCCAGUUCAGUUGUGAAGCAGAGGAGACUGACUUUCACAGUGCCAAGGUUGUUGCACUACAUGCAAGUUAAACUCUACUAACAUCUAAUUAUCAUUUCCCUGUUUGCUGAAUUGUACUAUCCUAGCAUAUAAAAUGGACAUAGUGUCAGUUCAAAUGUAGCAUCAAACUGUGGUUUGGCAUUAUAUUAUUGAGCCUUGAAUUUGUGUGGUUAGAUUCCUUCUUCAGCUACCUGUGAACUCUGCUUUGCUUGCAAUCUCUGGCUUUUGCAAACUAGAAUUUGCCUGGUUUGGAUAAAAUUGCAAAAUAUAGUUUUCCUCAAAGUAAGAGUUUGCAUGGAGUUCUGUGUCUGCAGUAGUUUUGUGCAUGUGACUUUUUUAUUUUAAACCAAGAAUGGAAUGGUUAAACUUUGUGUAGCAAGUAAAUGUUGGAAUAUCUCCAAGGGUCUAAAGAUUUUUACAAAUUGGCAUAAAGGGAUGCUGAUUUCAGCCAUCCAUUUCUAAUGUGGCAAGAGGACAUACAGUGGUUACAGGUUUGUGCAUGUGGUCAUGGCGUGUUUUAACCAGGUUGUUUCUUCAGUCAUUUUGCAUAUAGUAAAAAGAUAAGGAGAUGCUGCAGUAUGUGGUUUUGCUGCAAGUUACCAGUUUGGCCAACUGCUGCACAAGCCCAGUGCCAAAGUCUAAUGUGGCUGCAGCUAACAGCACUGCGGCUAACAGCACUGUUGUUCAUCUCAGUUCACAAGAUUUAAAAACCAAUUCAGGCUGUUGGUAAGAACAGAAGAUGGGGGAAGAAAUAGUUGAAAGUCAGCAAAAGUCACCUUGGUAACUGCAGCAUUACACUCGCUCAGAAUGAAGAGACUUCAAACAUGACUACAAACAGCUUUAAAGAAACAAAAAGAAUUUAAUCAUCUAAAGAAUUAAUCUGACAACUGCCCACACUUACACCUCCCACAAUCCUUCAAUCACUAGGGAAUGAGCUUUAAUCUCAGAUUCCCCUCCAGUUCCAUAAAAUGCUAGAUAUGCAGUCUUCAAACUGGGGCAUUUCCGGCACAGUGCUCUCAUUCAAAUGCUCUCCCUCUCCUAACACAGCAGCCUUGGCUUUUGUCAGUUUUUUGUUUCAUUUCUUUCUGGAUGCAAACCGAGGAUCAUGAAUUAUUUGUGUUGGUUGGGUGAAGCAUUCAGUCUGGUGGAGAUGUUUACAAUAUUUUUACGUGCUAGUUACUGCAAAAAAGAAAACUUGUGCCACCUUUUACUAGCGCUUUUGGGAAGGAGCAGGGAGAGGCCAAGAUGGGUGGUCACAAAAAUACAAGUAAUUGAAACAAAAGGCAUGCUUAAUUGUCAUUUUUAAAACUAUAAUUUUUAGAUAAAAGAGAGUGCAGUAAUGAAUUAUUGGGUUCCUCCCCUCCCACACUGAUCCCCCCCCCCCCCACUAUCUAGGUUGCCUUCUUUUCCAAAGGCCAGGCAUGGAUUUUCAUUCAUGCUUGAAGAAUGUGGAAAUCUCCUGCAUACUUGGUUUUCAGCUUAGUGUGUAGGUUAUUGAACUUCUAAUGUGUGGGUGGCCCUUCCAGUACCCUCCCAUUCAAAGGUUGGCAAGGCAAAGAGAAGGGCCUUCACUUAGGAGACAAAUUAUAUGGGGAAUUCUACGCUUCCGGAGUCACUCUGUAAAGAAAAUCUCUUGGUUUAAGAGUUAGAACUAGCAAAUCUGAAUCACAUAUGGGUUAUGGGGAGCUUAUUCCAGGGACUUAAUAUAUUGUCAUGUUUUGAGAAGAAGCUCAUCAGGAUGUGGUCAAGCCAGGAAAUGAGGCACAGUUCAGGUUAGGGGAACAGACUUCUGGAAUACUGGAGCUGGCAGAGCUUUAAGGAGGAAAUUGCAGCAGCAAAAGGCAUGUGGAGGGUUCAUGGACUUUUAAAUCUGUUCUGUUCAUUUUUCUGAGAAAGAAAAGUACCGUAUUUUUCGCUCUAUUAGACGCACCAGACGAUUGAACGCACCUAGUUUUUAGGGGAGGAAAACAAGAAAUAAGAAAGGAACGCAAAGCAUCCUGAGCUAAGAGGGAGCGCUCCUCCAUCUUCGCUCAGGAGGCUUUGCGGGGCUACCCCUGAAGCCAGGAGAGCAAGUGGAAUCGGUGCGCACCGAUCCCUCUUGCCCUCCUGGCUUCAGCAAAAGCAAGCCUACUGGCUUUCCUCCCGCAAGAGCCGCGCGCUCUGUCCCUUCCCCCACCUCCUGCAAAAGCCAGGGAUAGCUGCUCGAAGCCUCCGCAGGGCAGCGGGAUAAAGGCUCCCCGCUCCCCUGCGGAGACUUUAUCCCGUGGCUAAGCCAGAAGCUAGAACAGCCUGUGGGAUCCCGCUUGCUGUCCUGGCUUCUUUAGCUGCACGCAGCCUCUCUGGCCGGGAGAGGCUGCGCGCGGCUAUUGCUUAAGCAAAGACAGCCAGCGGGAUGCAUCCCACUCGCUGUCCUGGCUUCUUCUUUAGCCGCGCGCCUUCAUCCCCUGCCCAGGAGGGGCUGAGGCUCCCCCAAGAGCUGCGCUCCCUUUAAAGAGCGCGCAGAGUGUGCGUACGGAUCUUUAAAGGGAGCGCUGAGCAGAGCCUCCUGCCUGCAUUCGCUGCAUAAGACGCACACACAUUUCCCCUUACUUUUUAGGAGGGGGAAAGUGUGUCUUAUAGAGCAAAAAAUAUGGUACAUAAAUAUCCCUUGUUAUGCUAACAGCCUAUUCUGUAGCAGUCCAGAAUGAACGCUGGAAUAUGUAACUAUAAUGUAACCUGUGAUCAGAUACACAACAUAUGCUGUUGAUAGUGGUGCAGCUACACUCUUGCCAGAAAAAGAUAUGGGCUUCUGAAGCUGCAGAGACACCUAUAUACAAUAGUAUGGAAUAUUCUAUUGAUCUAUGAUGUUCUGUGGACCCAGCUACAGCGGUUCUGGCUGCAUAACACUACAUUUGGACAACAUGGCAUUUGCAUUCUGGUCAUUGUUGUUUUAUGUGUAGUUUGGUGCUCUGGUCAAUAGCAGCCCCUGUCUCAGUAAGAUGAAUGAACCUGAUCUUGUGAUUAGGGCUUGGCGAUGGAGAAGUUGGCACUGAAACACAAUUCAUGCGGGCAAGUUAACACUAGAGCACAAUCUACAGUAAGAACAGUUCUAUUUGGGAGUUUUGUAAACAGAAGCACAGCUACGUAAAUCUAAGUGGAUACAGUUAUUUCCAAUAUGCCCUAGAACUCCUGUGGUUUAGGGUUCUCUCAGCAGUGGACCUCAUACAAAAACAUAAUGUGAGCCUAAUCCCCAAAACUUGUAAAUUUACUUGUAAAUUGCUGUCUGGAGAAACACACAGCUGCCAUUAUUACUGCUUUAACACUAGAGCCAAAUAUAUUGUCACAGUUGGAGCAUCAGAGUAUAAGCAUGAAUUCUGCCCUUUUUUUAGCAUUACGAUGAAUACUUAAUCUCAUUUUUUAUUAUAACUACAGAGUAAAGACAGUUUGGUUCCAGUGUCCAUAAGGUUUGCAACUGUUUUCUUAGCUUGCAACUUAGGGAUUAAAAAUUUCUCCAUCACCAUUUACCGUAUUUUUUCCAUGUAUAGGAUGCCCCCUAUUUUGGGAGACUCCAAAUUAAGAAAACACACUUUAGCACUACCUGUCUAUAAGAUAAGCCCCAAUUUUAAACCUAAUUUUCUGGUAAAGCCCCCCCCCCCAGUCAUAUACACGGAAAAAUACGGUAAUUUGUAUGCUGUUUUUCCAUAGUUAAAACCAUGUUCAAGACGGCUUACACCUGUAAAGAUUUACAUAAUUACAAACAUAUCAAAAGUAGUCAAAAACAACGAAUAAAGCAUAUCAAAAGUACACAACCAUUAUUGAACAAUUUCUGCAUGAAUAAGAUGUAAAUAAAUAAAAUGUAAACAUAAACAUACAAAAAAUAAUAUAACAGCGCAAAAACCCCCAACAAUCCCUCUUAAACAAUACCCCAACCCAAGAGUCUAUUCAGCAGCCCCAGCUUUUGUAGCUGGAGUCAGUCAGGGCUCUGCCCUCCAGGUGGAACAGGCUAGUAAGGCAGGGAGCAAGUCUUCCAUGACUCACAGCCAAAAUUUAAUAUUCUUCUGGUGACUAUAUGCUGCUUUUAGGAGUUAGUGUCAGAUAAAUAGAAUGUGUGGGUAGCAGGAUAAUUUUGCUAAAUGUACAUUGGAGAUCAAGAAAGCGUAACUUAGUGGUCAAUUGGCUGUUCAGUUAUUUUAGAACAAAAUGAUAAACUGCCAAACUCACUAUUCAAGAGUCUGCUCCGUGCUAUGGUUGGUUUUUUAAAAAACAAAGGCCCAGCUAUACAUCAGUGCAGUUCUGUAUCCUAUCUAGUUUGAAAGCAUUUGGCGGGGAGUGAAAUAUAUUUUCUCCAGAGGUUCCAGCUGUAUCAACCUGAAUGUUCUAUGACCCACAUGGCAACAGUUCUGAAAUGGUGGGCUGGAAUAAAUCAGUGAGUCAUGGAAGACAUCCUCCUCUGCACUUCUUGCCAGGGUUCAUUAAAUUGGGUGGGGAAUCUCUGGCCUCUCUCCCCAUCCAUAUUUCUCACUAGCCCUGCUCUGUACCCUGAUCAAGUGCUUUUGCCUUGAAGGAAUGUGUCCUUGACAUUUCUAUUGGUUAUCAGAGUGGAGAUGUGUAGAAAUGUCUGAGUUGUACAUAGUUGGGAUAUAGCCUGUUAAAAGAAAGGUAAGAGUCACAUCCAUUGUUCUACUUGCUUUUGGAUCUGGCUGUAUGCAUGACUGGCAUGAACACCCUGGAAAGUUGCCCACGGGAAUCUGUGGCCCUUUGUUGAAAAGUACCGUAUUUUUCGCUCCAUAAGAUGCACCCGAUCAUAAGAUGCACCUAGUUUUUAGAGGAGGAAAAUAAGAAAAAAAAAUAUUCUGAACGAAACAGUGGAUGUAUGAUUUUUGUGGUUCGUGCUGUGUCCACAGACAUGUGAUCUGAUGGUGAAUUUGGGGUGACCCAAUGCAAAAAUCCUGAGGAUCCAUGUGGAGCUGUGCUUUGUAACCACGGUUUUGCGCCAUUGCAACCCCAGGAAACAGUGGAUGCGUGAUUUUUUUGGUGCAGGCUGUAGCCAUGAACAUGCUAUGUGAUCUGAUGGUGAAUUUGGGGUGGCCCAGUGUAAAAAUCCUGAGGAUCCAUGGGCUUUUACCUCCCCCCUCCCAGGCAGCCUCCCCUAGCAUCCCUUAUCUCUCUUCCCACCAAUCAGCUGUUUCCUUUCAACGCUCCCUUCCCUCUUGUUUGCCUUAGUGGCUUUUCCUUAGCUGGAGUAGUUUUUUGCUCCUCCUUUUCUUCUAAUUUCUCUCCUUAUUGCUUUAGUCUUCCUGUUUCCCCCCUUUGCAAAUUUGCUGUCUUUACCUCCCCGCUCCCAGGCAGCCUCCUUUAUCUCUAGCAUCCCUUAUCUCUCUCCCCGGUUGGCAAACGAUCAGCAGCUUUGUUUCAACACCCCCUUUCCUCUUUUUUUAGUAAAAAAAGCAUGAUCUGCUUUUCGCCCCUGGGCAGUUCGGCUCCAGGGACCAUGCAUUUGCUCCAUAAGACGCACAGACAUUUCCCCUUACUUUUUAGGAAGAAAAAAGUGCGUGUUAUGGAGUGAAAAAUACGGUAUACCCCAUGCUUGCCUUAGAUGAAAUCACAAAGGGUUUUGUUCACAUCUUUCUUCACUAUUUGCAUGGAGAGAUUUAUUCCUUUUUUUCAGCCUUAGAUUAUAGUCAUCUAAAUCAGGGUAGAAACCAGUGGCCCUUCAAAUGUUGUUGGGCUCUUCUAUCGGCCCCAACCAGGGUGGCCAAUAACCAGGAAUGUUAGGAGCUAGAGUCCAGCAAUAUCCAGAGAACCGUAGCUUCCCCAUCCUUUCUUUAUGCCUUCCGUCUAUUAAAGAAUGGCUAGUAUCUUAUAGAGGUAAAGGUAAAGGGACCCCUGACCAUUAGGUCCAGUCGUGGCCGACUCUGGGGUUGCGGCGCUCGCAAGUCCUAGGCUCUGUGGUUUAACCCACAGCGCCACCUGCGUCCCUCUAUCUUAUAGAGAGGUUGGCAUUAAUAAAACUUUUACCGGCUUAGGUGUGAUUCUUUCAACUGGAUUUGUGCCUCACUGGGGAAACUGGCAGGAAGUGUUGAGGAAGGGUUGACAAAGUUUUCCAAAUCCAAACUUUUGCAAAGAAUCAUGACCAAGUUUGUCAGGGUUGUAUAACCUGAAGGCAGUAGUUAUGGAUAUUUAUUGCAUGUGAACAACCAGCUAACUGAGAAGUGAUCCAACGUCAUGUCCCUCCUGGAGGAAUCCUUUUUGAGGGCUCACAUGGAGUUCCUGAAGCUAAAAUCACAAUGGUGCAGUCUUUGGCAAUGGCUCUUGAAGGAGAUCUGUUGAUUCUGUGCCCUCGGGACAGGUAACCCCAUCUUUGUCUUAGAGACAGAUGCCAAGUGGCCACCUAGUCCUCAGGAGUGCAGGUACCUAAUGGUGCAGAAUUGGUCAAUCUCCAGCUGCAGGUACUUGCCUGAGGAAUAAAGUAUCCACUUGAGCAAAGAGAUAUUUGAGAAUGAGCCACUCUUCACAAGUCAGGGCUCUGUAACUUGAGGCUUAAAGGCCUUCAGUUCCAGACAGAGUCCUGGAACAAUGUGUGCACCAGCUCCUAGACUUAAAUAUCCCCUGAUUACCAAACUGUUUGCUAGGACCUCUCACUACCACCCUGAUGUUUGGACUUGAGACUGCCUUCAGAUCUUGCUUCUCAUUCUGACCUUGUGUUUGGACCUCAGACUGCCUUCAGACUGUGCUCCUGAUAUACACCUUCACUAAUUCCUAUAUGUAAAUCAAGCAGCACUGUAAGAAGUGACCUGAUCUCUUAAAAAUUCCAUAUAACAGUGUUUGAAACUUUGCUUCUAAGGCAACCAGACUAGUUGAGUACCACUUAGGAAGACGUUUCACGUCUUCAGGUACCGUUGUGUGUGAAUGUAUAUUUGAAUCAAUACUAAGUGUUAACAGACAUGGUCAUUCUUCCUUUAGUGACUCCAUCAUCACAGAUGAUGUCUAGAGGCAUCAGUAUCUUCUCACACUGAUUCUAGCUCACUAUGAUAAUAAAAUUGGCAGUAAGGUUGUUUCUGCAUUGAAGAGGAUAUUCACAGUGCCUUAUAAGAUGCCUGUAAAAAUAGGCCAUCUGUGAUAGGAUCUGGCUAGGCUGCGCAGUGAAAAAUUCUCUGGAAAAUAUGCCUGUGGGUCUUUAACUGUGAAAAGGCAAUAUUAUGAAUAUUUACUUGUGAAUGAUCCUAUUUUACUCAGCGGGACAUGCUUGCUACAUACAUCUUGGCUAUGUGAGAGGUUGGAUGACUUAACAAAUUUAUGUAGGCAUACAAAUAUUAAUAUGGAUACUGCAGGAGCUUGGCUCUAGCAGGUUCCCAAUAUUUUCAUGGUAUGCUACCAUCUCUAAGUGAUUCCUCCAGCAGGGAAAUGACUUCAGGUCACUUCUCAGCCGGUUGUUCACAUGCAAUGCAAAACUCAGUGGUGCUUAUAACCCCAAGGUUGCAGGUUCAGUCCCCGUAUGGGACAGCUGCAUAUUCCUGCUUUGCAGGGUGUUGGACUAGAUGAUCCUCAGGGUCCCUUCCAACUCUACAAUUCUAUGAUUCUAUAUUCCCAACCCAUAGCUACUACCUUCAGGUUAUACAAUCCUGACAAACGUCUUCAUGAUUUUGUGCAAAAGCUUGGAUUUGAAAUUUUUUGUCAACCCUUCCUCGACACUUCUGGCCAGUUUCCCCAGUGAGGCACAAAUCCAGUCAAAAGAAUCACAAGACCUAAGCAUAGCCUGGAUACUAGAAAGCAGGAGUGACACCUUUAAAAAAUAUAGAUCAUACUAAAAUGAGAGUGUAGCCAUUUUCAGGUGCCUCAAAGUCCUGAAACUUGUGAGAUGAGGCAGCAGGAACAAGUGUGUUUGUUUCAUCCCUCACCCCUCCUCUCUCUAUAUUUUUGCCUUCUGCCUUGGGAAAGGAGAAUGUCUGUCUGCAGUGGGAAGGCUUUUGUAUCUGUAGUGGCUUCCUGUGUGUAUUGGAAUGCUUUCAUAGGUUUGAAGGCAAUAGUGGUGGACCUAGCACAUUUUACCCUACUGCCCCCCAUGCUUACUGUUACCACUUUGGAGCACAUGAAGAUGGAUUUUUGGAUGGAUUUCCCCCCUAAAUUGAUUUUUGAAUUCUGAAUUUAUUGUUAUUCACAUUUUAUACUGUAUUUUACGGUUUUUUGUUGCAUCAAUUAAGUGUUUUAAAUAUGUUGUUAGCCGCCCUGAGCCCGGUUUUCUGAACCGGGAAGGGCGGGGUAUAAGUAAAAAUGUAUGUAUGUAUGUAUGUAUGUAUGUAUGUAUUUAGAGAGCUGGAGAAUAAGCUGCCUGUGAGCCAGAAUUACUGGAUCAAAAUUGCAUGUGAUACGCUGGAAUAUUAAGUUGGAGGGUAGAACAUAGUGUACUUUUGCUGAGGAUGGUUGCAUACACCCAUGCUCCUCUCUGUUGGAAAAGUGUGUUGUCCAUUUUCCAGGGCACAGCUGUCUGCCUUUGCCAUUAAUAAAAAUCUUCUUUACAAAGUGAUGUAAAGCUGGGUAUUGGUCUUGGGCUCUAAAUUCACGCCUAUAUUUUUCUUUCUCUUAGGAGUCGGAAGGACAGCCUAGAAAGUGAAAGCUCGGCAACAAUUAUUCCUCAUGAGUUGAUUCGCACAAGACAGCUUGAGAGUGUGCACCUGAAAUUCAACCAGGAAUCAGGAGCAUUGAUUCCACUUUGUUUAAGGUGAGUAGUGAGCCUGGUUCGCUCAGUUGGUUAGAGCGUGGUGCUGAUAACUCCAAGGUUGCAGGUUCGAACCCCGUAUGGGAUGGCUGCAUAUUCUUGCAUUGCAGGGCAUUGGACGAGAUGAUCCUCGGUGUCAAUUCCAACUCUAUAAUUAUGUGAACUACAGCUUUCUGUGAACUACCACCCUCUUGCUACUGUCACUUCAAGCACACUGUCACCAUUUAACAAGGCAUUUUGUCCAUGUGACAUUCACUUGUGAAUGUACAUGCUAAUAAUAAUGCACUGGUAUACAAGGCACUGCUUUUAUCAUAAUUUAGUCCAAUAUACAGCCCUGUAUUGAUAGAAUCCUAAGUAAUUAUCAGCUGAUUUGAUUGCUUUAUGAAAGAUUGUGUAUUGCAGUUAGUGAGGAAGAGUACGAUUGAGUGUGGUUAUCGAAAGUGGAGUUUUGGUAUGGAAUUGCUUUCACUUGAGCUCCCUUAUAACACACUCAGUAGUGUAGGAGCUAAUUCCCUGUGGUGUGAACCCAUGAGGCUGCAUUACGCUCAUCAGUAUUGAAAAUGAAACACAGGUAAAAUCUAAGUUGUCAUCUUCUUUUUUACCCAGGGCCAAAAUAGUCAGCAAGGGCCUUAAUCAUAGGUUACUGUGGUCAUGUUAUGUUCACCCACUUAUGCCUUACUUUUUUAUUAUCAGUGAAUUUAGAGUAAUGUUCUUACUUGCUGUGAGACUUGAGUAGUUUAGUGCUUAUGAUAUAGCAGUGUGUCACAUGGAGAAGAUACUGUGGAUUUAGAAAUCACAUUUAUGAGUGUUUAUAUUUACUCUUCCAGGGGCAGACUAUUACAUGGACGGCACUUUACAUACAAAAGUAUUACGGGAGAUACAGCAAUCACUUUUGUGUCAACAGGAGUUGAAGGGGCCUUUGCUACAGAGGAGCAUCCAUAUGCAGCGCAUGGCCCUUGGUUACAAGUAAGAGCCCUCUCGUCCUCUUUCCAUCUUGCUGCAGUCACUCCUUCUUCCCAAAAGAACAUUUCUUCCCUUCAUUUUGCUAUAUUAUUUUUAGGCCAAGGAAGCCUUUGCAUUCUGCUGCAGUUUCUUUUGAAGUGUUUAGGAAAGAGAAUUUAAAGCCAAAAAGUAAUGGCAGUCUCUAAUACUCUCUUCUGUGUGAACAGCAAUUUUCUCUCCCAGAAUCCCAGAACAUUUUACAAACUCUGCAUCCUCUAAUUCCCUCUCUUACCACUGCAAUGCAGCUACCUCUUGUAGUUACUGUUUUUGAGCAGCACAACGCAGCCUAGAAGAUAAGGUUACAAUACUUGAACCCUUGAAAAACUCAAAAGGAAAAUCAAAACUGCAGAAAUGGGAACCUUGCAAAAUGAUCUUCGCCUAGGGCGCUGUUGUGAAGAGGCCUGGUUUUUUAGGAGAGAGGCACAGAAUUCCUCUUCCCUUAAGAUGAAACUGUAACACACUUUUGAUUUAAGAGUUUUUUUUCUUAAGAUAUCCACAACAUGAAUUCCUAGAAAUGACAGCACUCCUCCUGGCCCCUUUGUACACUGGGUAUGUUUCACCCUUCCUAAAAUCCAGCCAUCCUAACUGCAUACAUCCUCUAGGAUGAGCUAGUGGGGGCAGGAAAUAGAGGAACUAUUUGAAACAACUGAGUGAAAUCCAUGCCUAUGAAGGAUGAAACUCUGCAUGGCUUCUGUAUCUCACAAGAUACAGUUAGGUUAGGACUCUUUCUCAUCUUGAAAUACUUUCAAAGGCUGUAGCUUUGUGUAUAUAAUCUACAACUAGUUAAGAAAAGGACAGGAAGUUUAGAUGUGUGGCCAUUUCUGCCCCCUCACAUUUUUCAAGAUGCAUUUCUUUCCUAAGAACCCUUCAGUUCUUUGCUCCUGUAGGUGUCACAAUUGGGCUGGGUAUGGACUUUAAAAAAAAAAAAAAAUUCUUAAAGCAUAUGAGCCUGAUACACUUUUAGAACAUGUUGAAGAGCUGUAGGAAGUCCCUGUCAGCUUGUUUUCUGAGAAAUGGAUUCGCUUUCCCAGCACACUAAUGAUUUAGGAUAGACACUCAAAGGAUCCAGUCCAUUGUUCUGGUUCUUGUAUUAUUGCCUGUGGCCUCUGAAUAUUUGCUCCAUAUAAUGGCUUUUUAGGAUUUGUCCAUGUGGGAAUGUAUUGAAGAGCCCUGUAUAGCUUAUCAGUUAGUGCUCUGGCUGUUAAGAAAGCACAGACUGAAAGUACAGACCCUUUUCAGAAUAGACAAAGAAUGAUCUACAUUUGCUGGUUGUGGGUGUGGCAUUUUUGGAAAUAACCUUACCCAGUUUCAUGCACCUCUGGCCGUCCUUCUUGCUGCUACCUGCCCUAUAAUUAGACAUAACUCACAGAUAUAGGAAAGCUAGAAUGAGUAGUUAGGGCCUAGAGCAAGCAGGUUAGUAGGUGAACCUGUAGUUGUAGAAUAUUCUUAGUUUUCGAAAUGAAAUAGCAGCUUGGCACAACCCAUGUUUGGGGGGAUAAAAGAGCACAUUUGUCCUCAGCAGAGGUUUUGUAUAAUCAGAUAAAGAAUUCCCCAAUGUCAGGGACAAGCAGGAGUUCCAAGGGGUGAGCAGAGAAGGCACGGGGGUAGGAGGAUGGGGCAGGGAAAGAGGCCAGUGAUUUGGGGGGUUCUGUGCCACCUGUGAGGCAGGAGCUGGGGUUGGAGGAAGAGGAAGAGUCCGGGCGGGCAGGCAGCUGCGGGGGGCUCCUCUGUCCCUCCCCCGCUGUCUCCAAGGACAAGGAGGGGCUUAAAGCGACAGGAGCAGCUGGAGCUGCUGUGCAGGUGAAGUCGCCAGUUGCUUGUGUGAGGGGGCUUAAGUGAGCUGGAAGGGGCAUGGUUGCUCCAACUGUCUGGGCCAGAGUACAAUGCUGAAGAAGUAGGUGCCUAGCUAGCUAAUUAGUAGGAGUGCUGUGUAUAUCCCUUGCACCUUAGGAGCUGAUGUAGUUGAGUGUUUUGCCAACAAAGAACUAAACUACCAAUUGCUUAUUCUCGUUGGGGCUGGGUGUGCUCUGGACACCCAACCACAUUUACUCUCCGUCCGAUUCUGUACCUAACAGUGACUACUCGUACCCAGCCCUUUUACUGUGUUUCAUUUUUGUCUAGCAAGGAAGUGGGAGAUGUAUGAAAGUGUAAAAAAUGUGACCUCUAAAUGAGUGCUUUUGACUCCUCAUUAGAAGCAUAAAGGUAUUUGGCUCUAAAUGGAAAGCAUGUUUUGGAUAAUGAUAACAAAAGAGAAUGUAGUAAGAUUCAGACUAUAAGCCUUUGCCCGUUUACUUGGGAAUAAGCUCCACAUAACAUAAUGGGAUUUACUCCUGAGUAGACAUGUAGAGGAUUAUAUUAUGUUUCCUAAUGUAAAAACCACCAGGAAAUUGUGAUUCAAGGAUGGAUGUAAAGGUGAGCAUGUGGAUAUAAAGGUGAGCAUGUGACUGAACUAAGGAAGAUCCAGGUUGGACUUUUCUUGAUUCUGAACAUGAUGAAAUGUAAAUGUUCAGCUAUAAAUUAAAUACAAUGUACAUCCUUAUAGAAAGAUCUUUAAACCUUUUAGCAGUCAACAAUCCAGCUGUGCUCUCUGAAUCUUGACAGAGGUCAACCAGUGUUUUGUAUGCCUUCUUUGGAAAUAUGGCACUCAUGUUUCCAAAGCACCUUUCCUUCUAUUACUACUACCUUACAGAAAAUCAGCUGCCAAAAACCCUAUGGUCAUACUUCUACAGGAACAAGGUGUGUUUACCAAGAAUUGAUUAGCUCCACUUUAAGUACUAAUCUUGCCAAGGUGAAGGUGAAUUAAAUUGAGCAAGAAAAAGCAGCUCAUCCCCUUGUCUGAUCCAGCAGGGCUGCUCUUAGAUACCCUGACCUUAGCCUGUUUAAGGCUUUAAAAGGAAAACAAAACAUAACCCAGUAUUUUGCAUUUAACUUGGAAGCAAACUACUCACUUCUCUGGUAAAAACAAACAAACAAAACCUUGGAAGCAAACUGAAAUCCAGUCUAGAUGUUUUAACUCUGAAAUAAUAAAAUCCCUGGCAGUCAGUAUCUGUUAAUAGGCACACACUCUGCCUCAGUGAACAUUGUUGAAAGACAGCCACACGUCCAAUGGCUUACAGCAGCGGUGAGAUACCUCUGGAGGCAAUUUCCCCCAAUCCAUGUCCACUUACCCCACACUUGACGUCACAUGUCAGGUGUGAGGCAGGUAAAAAGACGCAGCUGCAUUGGGAGGGGGCUUUUAUUUGGUGCCUUUUAAAAUGGGUGUCAAAUCCGCUUCUGGGAUUGGUUCUACACAGGAUCUCAUGAGUGCAGCCAGUCCCUGCUGGAAGUGGGGUUUGCAGCUGCCACUGAUGAGCUGACUUGCAGUGACUACAGACCCCAUUUUGUUUGACUUCAUGGUUUGAUUUCAACAGUUGGCCCCACUUGCUUACAUGUGAGGUGAUUGAACACCAAAAGAAGGCUUCUGUCAUGUUUGGUUUUAGCUUCCACACCAAAAGUUCAGACCCCCCCCCCCAAGCUGCCAUUGCUAGUACCUGAUGCAUAUACUAUUCAUUUUUCAUACAGAGAGCAUCCAUUAGUCACAAAGUGAGCCUUCUGCCCUCAGUACAGCUCAUAGUUCUUCCUCAAUAUCUUUUUUAAUACUCUCUUGCAGUUGCAUACCUUUUUCUCCACCUUUUUAAGCUCAGAACUUGCUGAGCUCCCUAACAUCAACUUAGAACACACAAUUCCAGAUUGUUUAGGAAUCUAUAUGCUCCCCCAAAUAGUAUUAUGGGGAGGAGUGCAACUUAAUAUUAUUUAGAUUUUAUAAUAAUCUCAUAGCAAAUUAAGGUUUUUUGGCCACAAAAUUUGAGGCUUUUUAGCAUUACAUAUUAAAGUCCAUGAAGAAAACUUUUCUACAAGUUUUUUAUACCUGCUAAUCAGUUACACAAAGCUGAAACUUCAGGAUUCCUUGUGUCAGCCUAGCUUAAUUCCCUAACACCUUCCACUGUCUCCGGUAUUGUUCAAUGAGAAAAUCACUUUGAGCCACAAAGAUGCUAAGCAAGCAAGAAGUCUCAUUUGUUAGCACUAAGCUUCUGUUUGUAUGUUAGUUACUGUGGCAGUGUCUCUGAUGUGUAACACUCAUACUAAUGCUGUACAUGAUCAAAGGCUUCCAGCAACGGUUUCACCUCCUCUGGAAUAAUGGCUGCCAAAAGCAUCAGCACCUCUUUCUGAAGAUAUUGCUAAGGCAAACCUCUUCCUGGGGGCAGAGUGAAUGCUUCAGGUGAGCAUUAAAACAGCCAUGCUGGGUCAAACAAAUAGCCUAUCCAGUGUUGUGUAAUGGGCUUUCUGUCAUAGAAACCACAUACAAAAAUUUUAAUAGCAUUGGAGCUAUUAAAACAGCAUUUUCCAUUUCUUCCUGUUUUCUUCCAGCAUCUGUCAGUCCAUGGUGUUAGGAAUAGUCAAAGCAUUAAAAAGCUAAGACAGAACUUGCAUUAAGACAGUCCCUUUCCCGAAAUAAUAGAAUGGCUGCUUCAUUCUUUAUGUAGCAGCACACAUGCAUUUGCCAGUGCCUUUGCUUUAUUAAAGGACCACCCCUUUCUUGGCUCCAUUGUGUCUUUAUCUGCUUAACAGGCAUUUGCAAAUGCAUAGUUGUUGCUUGCCCACUCUGAAUUUAUAUUUUUACAUCUAACAAUAUAAUGUGAAAGGUAAGAAAAAUGGCGAACAUCAUUAUUUUGAAACUGGCACAAAUGUUCAUUUUGCUGUAAAUACACAUGUUGGAGAAAGUGGUGUGCUGAGCCUGACCUCACCUUCAUCUAGGCGAAAACUCAUUUGAAAAGCAGUCCUGUAAUUUACAGUCCCUUUAACAUGUUUAGCCAUCUUUUGUAACAUGAUUUUGCUGUUGGAUGUUACUAUGCUGCUGGUGAGAAAAGUUCUACAGCUCAGGGCCAGACUAGAUACAACAGUAGGCAGCUGGUUUUUUAAACAGUAUUUUAAUAGUCACAGCCAUGCCUCCCCCCAUUGAAACUACAGGGUAAGAGGAAAGGGAUAAUGCCUCUCCCUGGGGCUGUCAUUUGUCUUGGGCAGAAAUUAAUACCUUUCUAAUAUCUGCAUGUUUUGACCCACAGAAAGAAUGGUGUGGAGAGAGUGGUUAAAACACACUCCAGUUCUAUGAUUCUGGUUGGAUCUCCCCUGCCACCCCCUCCCAGCUAUUAUUAAAGUAUUAAAAAUAGCAACACUAUCUGCCUUCAGAUGUAAGAAAUGUGGGUAAGGAAAACAGGGGCUGUUAGGGAUGAGUAUUCUAGCUCUGGCCUUCAUCAGUUUUUGUCGUGUUCCACUUUGUAAAAGGUGACUGUGUCUAGUGGGGGAGCCUUUAAUAUCUAUGGAGGCUUCCAGCACAUUUUGGAACCAUACUUUCCCCUAUAAGGAGCCUCCGCAAAUACAAAACUUCCCCACCUUGACACAGUCACUUCUUACAAUUUAGACAAUGAUAAAAAUCUAAUAACCAAAGAAGGCUGCUGCCAUGCCUGAUUAUGCCUACAGGUAUGAGCAGUGUAAAAAAUGUCUCCUCUUGAUGUUGCUGUGUGUUAUCUGUUUCCAAAUAAAAUUUAACUUCCGAUUAGUUGCGGAGCAUAGGCAUCUCAACAGGUGUAAGCCAUAAUGGGUGUAUGAAACAGCCAUGCCAUAGGCAUAGGCAGGAUUUAUGUUUGGGGGGGGGGGAGGCAGGACACCCACCUGUCAUCAUCCUCUGUCUGGCAGAUUUGGAAUGAAAUGUCUCAACAACUGUUUUAAAUCACUUUCUUUUGCUCAGAAAAAUCUGUCAAAAAUCUUUCUACAGUUUCGACUUUUAGUUAAGCACUUUUAUUUAUUUACUUAAUGGGGGGAGGCAGCUUCCCCCUCCCGGCUAUGCCCAUGAGCCAUGUUAAGAGGCACUAUGCCAGUGAAUACAACAAUAUGCUUGGGAGCAACAGUAUUGGAGGGCUCUUGCCUUUAUGUUGUGUUUGCCAUCUUCCCAGGAGCUGGCCACUGUGAGAAACGGGUACUGCCUUUUAAGUAGUGGUAACAACUAAUUCUGCGCUUGGUGUUUUCUAAGUGUAGCUGCAUAUGUGAACAUUGGGAAGAAAUAUACAAGAAAUUGCAGCAGCCACUGCUCAUACCGCAUUCAAAAUUUGCUUUCAAAAGUGCCUGGCGUUUGGCUUGUCAAGCAAGUAUGCAGGGCAGCACUUGAACCAGGCCUGGCAUGGGAAGUGAGAAGCUCCACUGUGCACAUUGAAGUCACUAUUAAGGCUUCAGUCUGCCAUUUUGUUGAUCACCCUUGCUAUCAAGUUCUUCUCAAGCUUUGGCUAUAUAACAGUAAUAAUAGCAACAGCUGUAACACAUAUUUUAUUUAUUUAACCCUUUGUCAUGUAGGGUCCCAAGGUGGUAUGCAACAGCAUAGGGAAACAAGUCACAAAUGUGGCAAAACAGGUGAAAACCAUAGCAUCAAGUGAAAAAAGCAAACAUAAGUUGCAACUGUACUUAACCAGCCAGACUCAAAACCAGUCCUUGGAAUGUCCUACUAUUCAGCCAUUUUUGCCUCCUGUUAGCUACUUUUCUUUAAUAUUUAACAGAAGGCUAAUCCCUAACAGGCCUUGACUUGGGUUCUUAUUUUUAGAGCAGGGAGCUUGAUGUACCUUUUUGAAAGGUCCAUGUCUUUGAUGUGCAUUGAAUCACUCUUAGGUUUCAUGCCCAAAAAUUUUUGUUACGUUGAUAAAGAAGGAUUUCUCUUCAUAAAAAUCCUUAUCCAAGCAUUUCAUAAGAAAAUAAGGGUCUCUGACAUGCAGUUUUUGAGAUUACCUCUGAAGAGUAAUUUCUUCUCAAUAAAAUAAUGACAAUUUUUUUCUUUAAAGUUCCCCAAGUCUCAGUGGCAUGUUGGGAAUACCAAUAUAUGCUAAAGGUUUGUGGAACAAUGCAGGUUGAGUCUUUUGUGUCAUUUCCUCAAGUCUCCCUUGAGUAGUGUAGCUUUACAGGGGAAGUGUGAUGAUUGUGACAAGCACAUUCCAACACUAUUACCAACACCCACCACAAACUGCUUUACUUGUUGCUUGAACAAACUUAGAGAGCUGACUUAAUAUAUUGUACAAUUGCUCUGUUCUAGUAAGGCUAUCCAGAGGCGAGCAUUUAGCAGUUUUAUCACUUUCUCAAGAUUUGUGUACAUACAUAGCACUGUGCAAAUCAUCCCCUAGGUUUGUUGAAGCAAAACAAGGCAAUAGUGCCUUACCCUCUGGUAGGUGUUGAGAGGCACUAUUAAGCCAUGUUUAGCCUCUCUAGGGACCAGCAUAGGGUUGAUUCUACAGUCUAAGCUUGAAUGACUCUGCUGCACCAUCCCAUUUUUAGCAAGAGAAGAAACAGUCAGCUCUCUCAAGUUUGCAAGCUCUUGCCCCAUUAAAUUCCUGGCUGCUAUUCAUAUAAGACAGUCCAUUAGCAGUAUGAAGAUGCAGGCCUCCCUCCCUCCCUUCCACUGUUGGAGGGAAGGAGGCACUGUUCUUGGCAAUGUCUGUCCAGAAUUGGGUAGGUACAUUGCAGAGAAUUGAAAACAAAGGGUCCCAUGGCAUCAGUGUUCUAUUAGCAUAAGUGUUCAUGGGCUGGAGUCCAUUUCAUCAGAUACAUGUAGUAUUAUACACUGUUGGCAGUAUGGGUAUAGAGAAGGGGGGGAGAGAGAGAGAGAGAGAGAAAAAAGGGGGCCAAAUGGCUGUGAACAGCAACAAGUACAUAAAAUUGUCACAACUAUAAACCUGAAGAGAAGGGGAAAAACAUUCACAAAAGCAGCAAUUGGUGAUAAUAUAAUUAUCCUAAGUUUUGCAAUUGUUAGUCAACAUUUGUACUGAACAGGAAACUAUUGUCUGUAUUCAAGCCUGAACAGACUUGGACUUCUUGGUUCUAAUUCAACAAUUUCAUGCUGGAGUCUCCGUAUAAAAUAAUUUCAGAGAAUGCAAUUUUUCAGGUUAGUAACAGGGCUCUGGGAUGUUGAAAUGUACUCUUACUGGUUUCUGAAUGCUGCCAUUUCUAGUGUCUGAUUUGCAAACGUUUCGUCUUUUGCAUAGAGACUGACCUUUAUGUAGAAGGACAUUGCUGGCAGGUAACAAUAUAUUACAAAGGAAUAUGAGCAGGUGCACGAGUCCUUAACGUUAGGUCUUACAAUAGUGCAUCAACUUUGUCCUAAUAAACACUCAGGCAUCUAGGGUUGCAGUAGGGUCUGCGUCCAUGUACAGCUCCUAAAAAAGAUCUCUGCAAAUAUCAGACCCUGGGCAGGAGAGGCACUCCUUCUGGUAGUCAGAGCCCCAACCAUUCAGGGCUUUAUAUGUCAACCAGAACCUUGAAUUUGAGAGUAGCUAUCUUUAAGCAAGGAUAAGUCAACUCAAGGCCUGUGAGAAAACAGUAUCAUUGUUCAGGAUGGCCUGUAGAUCCUUGACAUUACGCAGACAUGGUUUACUUGUGAGCUGUACAGGUAGUGUUCUGUCAAUUUUUUCCCCUUACGGGACUCUCCUGUAGUAGAUUAUUUCUGGAUACAAGUAUAACCUUGAUGAUCCUGCUUUUUCACUUCAUUGGGUGGGUGUUAAUAGUUUAAGAAAUGCCUGAUGUAAAUCCUAAAGGUGUGAGUCCCUGUCCAACAAGUUGGAACAGAUGCAGUUCUCUUAAUAAGACUUGGCUAUGGACAGUGGAUCUUGUGGUGUCUUUGUGGUGAAAGUUAGAAUACAAAUGUGCAUUGGGUUUCUGGUAUAAGGUGAUGCUUGUAUUUUUAUUGCAUAGAUGCACACUGGUGUCCAGAAAGUGAACUGGCUGCUUGAACUGGUCCAGGUCCAGGUCCAUGUUCAGACCAUCAACCUAAUUUAAUAAACCUUAGUUUGUGUGAUUCCAUUUAGUGGCUUAAACAAUCGUUCGGAAGGACAAAAAAUACUUCCUCAGGUUUUAGAUGGUGUGAAUAUGUCACAGCAAGAAUGGUCUAAGGUGGCAACUUUUAUAAGUGAAAUAAUUAGCAGGAUUCCAACAACAAACUGCUUGUUCCCACAAAAUACUUUUCCUCCAUAGAAGCUGCAGCAGCAUUAUCUCUCCCUACCCCAAAAAAUGCUGUUUUGCUGUGGCACUUCAGCCACCUACCACAUUUCUGUCAUGUUCGUGGUCAUCAUGUCAUCAUUAUAGGCCAAGGGAGUCGUGUACAGAGGGACAGGUUGGUGGAUUCCAGCAUAGUUGAAGAAGUCAGACAGUGUGUGUUAAAAAUACAGCCUUUGGGGUACCUGGAUCAAGGGAGAAGGAUGGCAAAACCUAGCUUUGUUUCUCCUCUCCCCUUCGCUUGACUUGGGGUGGGAGAAAUAAAGCUAUAUUUUGCAAGCAAAAGCAGAGAAGCCUCACUUGCUGCUGUUUCGAAGAGCAAGCAGGAUUGCUCACCCUUCACAUUAGCCAGUGCUUAGGGAGGGGGAUUCUUUUAAUGCUAAUUUCAGGCAUGUGAGAGAGCUCCCUGCAGGGUGCACUCUUGCAUUCCUGCACCAAACAGGUUCGCUUGUCCUUGCAUCAACCAAAGGUGGUGGGGAUCCUGCUUAGUGCAAGGCACGGCAAAGAGCUCUCACAUGCACCGAAAGCCCAGUUUUUAGGAGGAUUGUUCUCCCUUCACGCCAGCUGCUAGGUACUGAGUUCCAAAAGCGCUGUUUGAAAUAUCCAUCCCCAUUCUCCUUUAAACAGUGCUUUUAUGGGGGUUAAUAUGACCGCUAAGAACUUAAACCUAUUUAAAGACAAUUAUGAGAAAUGUUGGUCAGAAGUGAAAAAGGAUCUAGAGAUAUGGUCAAACUUGAAGCUUUCCUUGUUAGGUCGAAUUGCUGCUAUAAAGAUGACUGUAUUGCCAAGAAUGUUAUUUUUGUUUCAAUCAUUGCAAAUUUUGGACAAAAUGGACUGUUUCAAGAAGUGGCAGAGAGACAUUUCUAGAUUUGUCUGGCAGGGCAAGAAGCCCAGAAUAAAAUUUAAAAUAUUAACUGAUGCAAAGGACAGAGGUGGAUUUGCCCUGCCAGACCUUAAACUUUAUUAUGAAUCAGCAGCAUUCUGCUGGCUGAAAGAAUGGCUGCUUCUUGAGAACACAGACAUUUUGGAUUUAGAAGGUUUCAAUAAUGUUUUUGGGUGGCAUGCAUAUUUGUGGUAUGACAAAGUUAAAGCACAUAAAGCAUUUAAAAGCCAUAUUGUUAGGAAAGCAUUGUUAAAUGUCUGGAUAAGAUAUAAGGACUUACUUGAAAACAAAACCCCAAGGUGGCUGUCACCAAUGGAAGCAAAGGCUCAGAAAAGGCUCAAUAUGGAGGCCAAAUGGCCGAAAUAUUGGGAAAUCUUGGAACAAGAAGGAGACAAAUUGAAAUUGCAGAGCUUUGAGAAAUUAAAAGAUAAAGUGCGAGACUGGCUUCAUUACUAUCAGAUAAUGGAGGCAUACAAUUUGGAUAAGAAAAUUGGCUUCCAGGUGGAAAAAUCAAAACUAGAAACAGAACUGUUAGAACCCAAAACUAAGACUUUGUCAAAGAUGUAUAACCUGCUGUUGAAAUGGAAUACUCAGGAUGAAACGGUGAAAUCUGCUAUGAUUAAGUGGGCACAAGAUGGUGGACAUAAUAUUAUGUUUGCUGACUAGGAACAGUUGUGGACCACAGGUAUGAAAUUUACGGCAUGUAAUACCCUAAGAGAGAAUAUUAUGAAAAUGAUAUACAGGUGGUACAUGACACCAGUCAAGCUUGCAAAAAUUUAUCAUUUGCCCAAUAAUAAAUGUUGGAAAUGUAAAGAAAAUGAAGGUACAUUCUUUCACCUUUGGUGGACGUGCCCAAGGAUUAAGGCUUUCUGGGAGACGAUCUAUAAUGAACUGAAAAAGGUAUUUAAAUAUACCUUUUUGAAGAAACCAGAGGCCUUUCUCCUAGGCAUAGUCGGCCAAUUGGUGCCAAAGAAGGAUAGAACUUUUUUUAUGUAUGCCACAACAGCAGCAAGAAUACUCAUUGCAAAGUAUUGGAAGACACAAGAUCUACCCACCUUGGAAGAAUGGCAGAUGAAGGUGAUGGACUAUAUGGAAUUGGCGGAAAUGACUGGCAGAAUCCGAGACCAGGGAGAAGAGUCGAUGGAAGAAGAUUGGGAAAAGUUUAAAGAUUAUUUACAGAAAUAUUGCAAAAUUAAUGAAUGUUAGAAUGAUGUUGGAUUGAAACUAAGUGGUCUUUAGCUGAAAUGUUAUAAGGGAAUAUGAAAAAAUGGAUUAUUAAUAGGUAAAAAUUUAAAAUUAUAAUACUUUACGAUUAACGACUAGGAUAUACAAAGAGGGGAGGGAUUUGCUGAACUAACAAACUGAACUGGAAUACAAAAAAGGGAGGCGUGAGGAGGUCCGGGAAAUAAGCAAAUGAAGGAUAAGUAAUGGAAAGAAUGAAGUGUUUUUAACUAUUUUUAUUUUUGCAUUUUUCUUUUUUCUUUUUCUAUAUUGUAAUAUUUUGAAAACCUUAAUAAAUAUCUUAUAAAAAAAUAAAUAAACAGUGCUUUUAUGCAACCCUUUGCUGAAACAGGAGCAUGGGGCUCUCUUAAAGUGCUUCUCAAAAUCACUGUUUGAAGCCACUUGCACACUUCUCUUGUGAGCAGGUGGUAGUGGCAGGGGGGAGAGUGUGAGAGACCUUUCUUCCCCACACCACUGCUGCUGCCUGCGUACUUGUAGGAGAAGAACAUGAGCUGCCUCAAACAGCACUUCUGAGCAGGAUAUAAUUCCCACCCAUGGAUAAUUGAGCAGAGAUUGCAUCCUGCUGGGAACAGGAUACACAGCCAAGCCAGACUUAAACCCCAUCCUCCCAUUGAUCUACUGACAUUGGCAGAUAGGCGUGGUUUGGGAGAAAUGGCCUCAUGGGCCACAUUGGUUCCCCACCCUUGCUGUAUGAGAUCGACUAUUAGAAUGAGACUGUUUCCAGGGGUUGGGUAACAACCCGUGCAGACAAACCCUUUUUACAGAGAACAUCUAUUGUUGGCCAGCCAAGUUUUUCCUGUUAACAUUAGUUCAUAAAAUAUAAUUUUAAGGAAUUUGUUACUGUUUCUUGGCAUCAACUAUAGAGUUACCUUUGCUUCCUCAAAACCUCCAGUUUCCUUUAGCCUUGCUGCAGAGACUCCCUCCAAUGGAUGAGAGAGAGGUUUUGCUGGGCAUGCCACUCAUACUUCUGCUUCUUUUUUACAUUUUUAGAAAAUGUUUCAUCUUUCCUAUUUUGUCACUGCAUAGUAUAUGCCAAGCCUUCAUUGUAAACAAGAAAUGUGAGUUCAGUUGUGUUUUUUUAAGUGCUCUUGGUCAAUGAAAGUGAGAUUCAAAUUCCUAACUGCUGAUCCUGCAUGGUGCGGGAAAUAGCCUCAAAAUACAAACAUAUCUUCUCCAUAAACGUAAAGCAUCAUUUCUGUGUUUGCACAGUAUUCUCAUUGUUCCAUCUUGCCUAGUGUAAUUCAGUGCUGCAAGAUGUUGUGAGGGCCACAGGCUUAGAUGCCUUUAAAAUGAGAGUGGCACACUUACAGAGGAUGGGUGUAUCACUGCAUAAUAUGAUAGCUAAACAGAGCCUCCCAAUCUCAAAGAUUGUCUUUCUCUGAACAUCCCUAGCUGAGGUGCAAACAGCAGAGGAGGGCUGUUUUCAUCCCCUGCUGUGGUCUUUCCCGAAGCAUAUUUCUAGUUAUUGCUGUCCAGAUAUGUCCACUGUUUGCCCGAGCCUAGAAAACCUAGCAUUGGUUGCUAAAGGCGGAGCACACUUGUAAGGUAGAGGGGGGCAUUGUAUGUUUUACAAACAGUCUCCAUACAAAGGCAGAACCAUGUCCUAGCUUGAGAAACCAGUUACAGCAGGCUAGUGAGGCAGGAACUGUUUGCACAAUGCCACCAGGUCUAUUGAAGUGUUGUGGCAUUUCAAAAGCCCCAUAGUGAGUACCAUUUGAUAGUCUAGGGACUGUUUGCUGCUCUAGGGACUGUUUACCAUGUUAGUUGUAGCUGAAAGUUUCCCUGGGAGGAAAAGAUCCUCUUGGAUGAGAGUUUUGAAUGUGUGCAGAACAACAGAGAUACUUAUCUCAGAUUUUCCUAUCAUUUACUUACAGGGAAUUUCCCCCCCAAUAGGGGAAUAAAUGGCUACUGUCUGCUACCAGUCUCUUCAUAGUGUCCUGUUGUCAGGAGCUCUUAAAUAUUCUCAAAAGGUGGUGCUCAGUUCAAGUUGAACAUUUUUCAAAGAACAGGGCCUAUUUGUUCAAUUUCAACUUCUAAGCUUCUAAAUCCCAGAAGAAAUUAAAUGAGGUGCCUAGAGCUAUGACAGCCUGUGAUGUUGAUUUGCUGCAGAUGUCACCUUUAAUAUCAUGCACAUCAAAUGCAUGCGAUUUCUAGUGCAAUGUGGUGCCGCCACUGCAGGAACAGUGCUGAAUUUAAGGAAUGCUGUGAAAAAAAUAUUGUUGAUAAUAGCUAACUGUACAGUCUCCUUAAAAGCCAUGCAGUAGGAACUCUUGAGGGUGAAGACAUGGGUAGAAGAUAAGGGUUUUUGCUGCUAUGCCUAAAUGCCCUUGUGUAUCUGGUUUAUCUGACCCUUGCAGGAGAAACAUUUGAGCUAGGGCAGGUAUAUCUUUUGUCUAUUAGCGCUGGAUUAUGUCUUGGUAUUUCAGGCAUGGUUUAACAAAGAAGUUCUUUGAAGGUUAGAUUAUUUGACCCAUUUGGUAGGAAAUUUGUUUGCAGGCUAAUAGUAGCUUGCUCCUCUUCCUCCUAUCAGUUCAUUGAAGCCUAAGGCUAGCUCAUGGUGUUUCAGACAAAAAGCACCUCCUUUCUCCUAUUGCCUGUCUUUUCAGAUAAUGUGAUCUCUCUUCACAAUUCUUAGCUUUUCUUCUUCUCUGAAUCAAAGCUUUCAGUUUUUGACACAGGGAGAGAAUUGAUGAUACAACUAGAUUCCCUAAUAAUUGCAGCAUUUUGUAGGUACUAGGGGAGGAAACAAACCGACCUCCAAGGGCUUUGUGAAUUUUUGUAUGAACAACAGUACAGUUUCUUCUCUGUGCACUAAGAAAGAGUCUGUUGCUUGGCAAUUAGGUGAAGCUUGGAGCGUAAAAGAAUAAAACUACUGUCUCUCCCUUUUGCAGAUCCUGCUGACUGAAGAGUUUGUGGAAAGAAUGCUGGAAGACCUAGAAGAUCUGAAUUCUUCAGAGGAAGUAAGUUUCUUAACUCUAAUAUCCAAAGGGACUCUUUCUGUAUUCAGGGGGUUGAUUUGCUUGGUUGAUGGUUUGAUGGCCUGGUUUCUUGGCUAUAAAUCCAGGGCUCAUGUUUUCUUUGCUGUUAUCACCCAGUCCUUGAAAGUCCUUCAUGUGGCCACCCCAAGAUUAUGUGGUCGGAGCACUGGGGAUGGUAAAGAUUGAAUGUUCUAUUUUAGGACAUCUAUGCUAGCCACUCCCCUGGCAGUUGUUGAUGUCUUGGCAAAAUUCCGACAGAAUUCCUAUCCCUUAUAGUCUACUGAAUGUAGACAUAGACUUUGUCCGUAAUGACACCUUCUGUAGUUUUUUACUGCUUACUUGACAGCCUUGCAUUGUGGUAAGAGCAUUUAUAUGACUCCUCUGUGGGGCUGCUAAUGGUUUUUCAUGUGCAUAUCAUAAGGUAAUCCUCCCUAACAUUCAUUCAUUGCCAUGAAAAGCAAAUAAUCCAAAUUCUCACAGUACCUGUUGACUCCAGUCAAGGUUUAUCUGCUUGUAGAACAGCCUUUCCUACUUCUACUGCCAAAACUGCCCUGUUGUUUAAUUCUUACUGCUGAAGUUUUGUAGUCUCAGAAUUAGAAGGCUGUGUUGUAAUGAAAGUUACAGUAGUAGUUUAUUUUUAAAUUGACAAAGGAUAAGGGGAGGGUGGCAGAAAUUUACAGUCAAAGGAGAUAACACAACCAACUUGGAACAUGCACACCUGGUUUUCUGUAAUGGAGUCUGUCUUGGGGCCUCUCCUGGCCAAAACCGAAACUUCCUUUUAAGGUGCAGGCUACUAUAGAAGAGUUAUUUUUAGGCAUGCUUCAUAUUUAUUUUUAGGGGUGCUUCAUAACAGUCUUCAGGGUUGGCAGUGGGGAACCCUCUCCAUUCCCCAAAGUCUUAGGUCAAUGAGAAGUUUGGUUCAUCAUAUGAGGAGUUGGUGACUGCCUCUUGGUCAGGGCCAGAAAGACAGCUGGCUCAGGGACUACAUAGUUACCUAGAAUCUUAAAACCAUGCAGGAAGGCUUGGCACACUUCUUACAUGGAUUAAAAAUGGAUUUGAGAGACAUUUUGAGGAACAAUCAACAUCAAAAAUGGGGGUGUAGUUGUUGUUUUACAGCAACAAAAACUAGAAUGAAGUUAAAAGACUGUUUCAUCUUGCAUCUAAUACUUAACCCAGUAAAUGUGAAUGAAGUUGUCUUUCAUUAUUACACCAAGUUUACUGCCUCCCUAAUUUUUAUUUAUCUCAAGAUCAUUCAAGUUUUUAGUGAAUAAAUGAUAGUUCUAAAUUACUUUUUAACCAUUUUUUCAUGUGAAGAAAUUAUUGGAGGAGUUUUAAAAUAAGUUUACCACUGAAUGAUCUUCCCUCAGUGAAGCAGAGCCCUAAUGUGAGCUUUCUCUUGAUUUUCUGUAAGCAUGAUCUACUGGUUCUCUCUGUUGACAGUAGGUUUCUGUUAUGCCCAGGAUACCUGUUUUGUUUAGCUACCAACCUCUUAAACUCUCCCAUCAUGGUUAAGAGAUUUCUUUAAUGUUAACAUAUAAACACCUAUACAUUCUAUUUCUCUUCAAAUGACAUUUUCUAGUUCAAUUUCUUCAGUCACUCUUUGGGUUUUUGCUAGCUACCAUUUUUCUCUGUACACUCAUUUUAGAGUUGUACUCUGUCCUCCACUUUACCUGAAAAACAUUUACAUCAUCAUCCUUAAGUGUUAAAUCAUCCCGAACUUGAUGAUCCUCAACUCCUGUUUGCUUACCCUGAGAAGUUAAGUCUAAAAGCUGCUCUGUGACUUCUUUCAUGUUCAGCACCAGCAGUUUGGUUACACUGCAGUUGAAGUGGAGGGUGCCUCUUUUGUACAGGCUCAGCUUGUCCCAGAAGAGACCCUAAUGUCUAGCAAAUGACUGCUCUAAAAUGCUUUGCUUAAUAGUGUGAUAGAAAUUUCCUUAAUCUAUACUCUUCCUCUUCAUACCACUAUCACAUCCAAGAACUAGGGCCCUGCAGUUCCAUCAGUCUAGCUGGUCCUGUAUGUGGAAGAGAGAGCAUUUCUGAAAAUACUACCUUGGAGGGCUUUGACUCAAUGUUCUACUCAGUGCUAUUUUUCUAGAAAAAGAGGUGCCAGAACUCAGCAUGAACACCUCCCUCGUUCUCUUUGAAUGGCAAUGGUGCCCACCUGAGAGCUGCUGGAACUGAGUUCUGGCAGAAAAAAAGCCCAUGUAACUUAACCACUCCUCAGCCAAUGUGCACAGUGGUCAUUCACCCCUCCAUCUAACAGUCUAUCCAGCAAGUGAUUCCACAGUCUUCCCACCAGGCAGACGCCACCCCCAACUUUGUGAUUGCCUCUUACUAGCCCCUUCCCCAAUCAAUUUCUGUAAGUUAUUAAGCACCCAAGAAAUAGGACAGUUCUAUAGAAUUUCCCCCUCAAUUCCUCAGCUAAGACCCUCAUUCUCUAUAAUAGCAAAUGAACUGUUGGCAUGGAGUAAGGCUCCUCUAUGUGUCCCUGAAUUCUGCCCCUCUGUUUUUCAAAGUCAGCCUCAGGGGAAUGAAUUUGUUCCCAAGGAACCAGGAGCUCAUAAGCCCCUAUAUUUCUGUUAGUUUUCUAGUUUUGCUACUGUUUUUGUUAUGUUCAUGUGGGAUUGAUGUUAACCUUGAGAGGCUUAUUGGGACUUCACUUCCCCACAACCCUUGCAUGAUCCUUUAUUUCCCAGUCUCACCAGCUUCUUCCUCAACUACCUAAUUGUGGGGUUUCACUUGUGUUUGUUGUAUAUCAAACCUAUUUUAAAACUGUUUUAUCACUGCAUUUUCAAUGUCUUGAACUCUGUGCAUGUUGCUGUACCCUGAAGUCUUCUAUGCAUGAUACGCUGGGCUAGAAAACCUCUGAAUUCACUGACACAGUCCUUCUUAAGCGGGUGCCAAAAAAAAGGCCCUGGUGAAUUAAGAGAAAGCAAAGUAAGACAGUAAUGCACAAGUGAGUGGUAGAAAUAGGAAAAAGAUACUUGGCUAUGUAAUAUAUGUAAACUGACCCGUGAUCUUUGGAUGAAGGGUGGUAUACAUUUUUAAUAAAUAAUGAUAAAAUAACUGUCUUCUGUCCCAAAUAAACACUUUGGGAAAAGAUUUCCUUAUUUACCUGAUAGCUGGAAACUUUUGCUUCUAUUGGGUCUAAUGGUAUUAUUUUGUUUGCUUUGUGUAUCAUACAUCAUAGUAAGUUAUAUUAACUAAUAACUUCUUUGCUUUUUUAGUUCAAACUUCCAAAGGAGUAUAGUUGGCCUGAAAAGAAACUGAAAGUCUCCAUCUUGCCUGAUGCUGUAUUUGACAACCCACUGCAUUAAAGCCAGCUGACACCCACAAGCAACAAGUUGCUCCAUGCUGCCCAGUGACUCAUGGGAUAAUUUAGUGCAGUAAAAGCUCUUCCUGCAAAUAAGAGAUGCUGCUGCAUAUCCACUGCAAACAACGGAGGGGUUACUCAACAGCAGUCCAGCCAGAACUCAAUUCUUCCAGUACCUGGCAUUCUCUUCCGUCAUGGAAGAACUCUGAAUAACCUGCAUAUGAAUGAGUGUGAGAGUGAGACAAGGAGAGAGAAGUAUUUAACUAUUAAUAGUAGUUGUAAGAAUUCCUUUCCCUACUUUAACUGGCUCCAGAGGUCCCUGCAACCCCCAGCUCAGGGUUUAUGUGCCUCAUCUGCCUUGGCUUAAUCACACAAUUUUCAGGCGUAAACACACAAUCCAUUAGAAGUAUUUUUUGUAACUCUCAAAUUCUUUAAUUAGCCAUGCUUCUCCUGGCCAGAAUUAUUCCUUCAGUGUGAUUUUUUUUUUAUUGCUCCAGAAAGGCCAUUUUGUUUAUACUUUAUGUACACACAAUCAAACUGAGGAAACGCUGAUCAGUUUUGAUGCCACACUAGGGACUGAUUUGGCAGGGGAAUCAUGGUCCCACUGGCUAAACUGCCAUGAUGUUACAGAGGGGGCUGUACUUAAGCUGUCAUUUUAGAUUCUGAAUUCUGAGGCCUAUAAACAUCCUAUUUAAGUCAGGAGUUUGCCCUAGGGAAGAGAUACAGCUUGGGUUAUAUUUAGGAAAAGGUUGCUUUAAAAAGUUCUGUGAAACCCAAGCCUAAGUGUUUUUCUUCAGAACGAAACUUAAUGGUGUUCAGUGGGGCUUCCUACCAGGUAAGUAUUUACUGGAUUGCAGGAUUAAACACCUAUCUUAGUGUGUCCUAGGGUAAUAGGCCAAAAUGAUAAUUGAUUCUCUUCAAAGAUAAGCAUAACUUCCUUGUUUCAUGGUCACCUGUAAAAGGGACAAGUACAUGGAGAAUUGGGUUUCAUAGGUAUUUCUCAUUGGGCUGUACAAUGAGCGGAGGUCUUUGGGUGUUUAUUUUCUAACUUGGUACAGCCAGAUCUUCUGGGUUAACAAUUCUGAUACUGUAUCCUUCCUGAAGUUUCCUAUAGAUUUGUACCAAAUUUUCCUGACUCAUACUGCAGAGAAAUAGAAAAGGGUACAUGAGUUAAAGAGAUGCCUGAAAACCUAUUGUCUUGUUUCUAAAUUGGCUUUAAAAACGAAGUUUUCCAAAGAACAUUUAUUUCUGCUGAAAUCAUGUUUUCACUUUCUAUUCACAUAUUUUGGGAAGGCAUAUCUGUUAAUUUUAAUGCAUAUUGAGUCAGGCCAUUUCAGAAUGUUUUGAAAAUUCAGCUUGAUGUACUGCUGUAUACACAGGCAUUAAUUUUCAGAGUUAUGGCCUGAUUUUGAGACAACUACACUGUAUUUCUAACACCAUUUUGUGCAGACUUUGUGUUUAUAGGCAGUUUGACUAACUUCCUAGGAGAGGAAAGUGGUAGUAGCCCCAUAGCUCACCACCGAAAAUGAAAUCUGGCACUGCUAAAGCAGAAAUCUACAACCUGAAACUAUCUUCUGAAAGUUUCUGUUACAAAGUUUGUAGAAGGAAACAUGUUGGUUCUCUUCCCUUCCCUUCCCAAGAGAAUGAAAAUCCACUUCAACUAGGCAACUGUUCAAAAUACCAUGUUCUCUUGUUGUGUAUACUUAGGUUCUUCAGAAAUUUUGUCACGGGCAUAAGUGACCUUCAGAAAUUGCUCAGAAUUGUUGUAUACUGAUGUACACCAGAAUUGGUGUACACCCAUGGGUAGAGAACUGGACCUCAAGCAAGUUUAGAUAGAUAUGUGCUGGUGACAUAAAGUAGCUCACAAUAAACUGUUUAAUAUUGCCCACAGGCUCCUUGUCAGAAUCCUAGAAGCCUCACCUUUCACAUUAAGUGACUUAGGAUCACAUGGUAUACUAGUGUGGUCUGAUGUUUAGGGACUACAAGGCAAAAAAGCUUUGGGAGUCACUCACUUAGUUUGUAGUAUUUUGGAAGCUGUUGUGCUGUCGUGAGCACAAUUCAAACGUGCUAAUGUAAGCAAAAUUGACUAACCGCUAUUGCCAAAUUGACUAAGCAUAAAACACUGCAAGGUUGAAAUAGGCCAAGCCAUAGAAGGUUGUAGUGAAAUCUUGUAAGGGGUCCCUGCUUAUGAGGAAAAUCUUUUGGCAUUCAAAUGGUGUGCUGUCACUCAAAUGUUACUGUCAGAUACCUAGCAUAUUUUCCCCACAAAAGCCAUCCUUAUUAGGCCUAGCUUUCACAAACAGCAGCUGGGAUGAUAAAGCUGUUUCUUGACUGCUGUGCUUAGGACUGCAAUGGAGUCUCAUAUGACAGAAUGCAAGAGAAAAAAUCCUUGCACAUAGAAAACUGGCAUGUCAAGGAGGAGAGUAGAAACCUUCUGCCUGACGUUAUUUUCCUAUGUACAUAGAAAUGUUAUUGGAUGAAGGAGAAUUCAGUUAUGUGAGGCUUUAGAAGUCAUUUCUAGAGUCUAAACUGUCUGGCUUUUCUACAGUUUAUCUUGGAAGCCUUGUGUUCCAUAGUAGUUUAAUUAAUGUAGUGAGGCUUUACACAGCUAUACUGUCUCAUUUGAUACUCUCUAUAGUUUACCCUCUAUGGAUGCAGUAAAGAGCUGAGGAGUUUCCUAUCUGAGAAAUGAAAGAAUCCAUGGAGGGAAAGCCAGAAAUCCUAUGAAAUGUUAAUCUGGAAAUGAAAAAAAAAUCUUGUGGGUUUUUCAGGAAGGAUCUGUGAGCUGGAGACUAGACUACAGUCUUCUGUGGCUUUUGAUAGUUUGCUGCAAAGUCCACACUGAUGUUACAUUUUUCCAUAACCUUUUAAACGUUUUGUUCUGCAUGAGCAUUCCUUUAGAGAGAAAGAACUGGUCCAAAGUGUAUUUAAAAUGACUGUCUUGUAGGGUUUGCAGAGUAUUCAGAUUUCAUAUCUGCCUGAAAGUACCCACAAAUUACUACCUUGGCAAAUCAAAGGUAAAGUGUCUUGGUGUUUAAUCAGUAACAGUUUAUGGCAGUAACUGCUAGAAACUAUUAUUGUUGGCUUCCCAGAGGACUUAAUGGAAUGGAGCUUGGUCUCUCCGUUUACUGUGUAUUGCUAACUUUUCACUGUGGUCACUUAUGCUGACCAUUCCUCCCACCCUAAGACAAGGCAGGAAGAGUUUACUUUGCACUCUUGUUCUCCACUUGCUAGUUACUAAAGUGGCUAACAGGAAACUGGAGCUUUGGCUGUUCUUCAGUUGGUUAGCACCUGCUGCUUAAUCCCUUCAGCACCUGGAGCUGUAAACACCAUUCCUCCGUUGCUGCAACAAUUAUUAACUUUCAGUGCAGCUGUUGCACCAGCCAUGUGCUAGGACAGUGCUAGCCUAGCCAUCAGACCAAAUGGCAACAAAAGAGCCAUUCCAGAGGGUUUACUGUCUAAAUAUGAAGCAGUCAGUAAGUAAGUGAGCAAAAUAUAGAUGGGCUGUAGAAUUUCACAUGAGAACACUGCAAGCUAUAAGAAUAUAGUUUUAGCAAAACAAAAAAAUUCCAUCCCCACUUUUGUGGGUUUCCUCUCUCCCAUGGCACUGACAUUGGUAGCAAGGGAAGUUAUAAAAACAGAAUCCACUCCCCUCUUCAAAGCACACUCAUCGGCUGUCUUUGCAUGUAAGGUUAAACCAUAGUUAAUAUUUAACUGUGGUUUAAUGUGAAUGAGCAGCAUGCUGGUGCACACUGCUCAAAAGUCCCUGCUUUGCUCCUCCCUCGCUCUUGGCUGCAUCAUACUGGGAGCAACAAACUACAAGACUUGACUUGUCAUGUCGUCCAAACCCAUGCUCCUGGUUUGUUUGGGGGAACCAAGCCAUGCGUUUAAGUUUAGAUGACACACCACCUGUGGAUUGUUGCUCCCAGCUCAUUCCGGCACACUGCUCAUUUGCAUUAAACCAUAUUACACAUGUCAAUUUGAAGCUGAAGGGGCUGCUCAAAGUGCUAACUGGCUGGACAUUUGUGACACCAUGAAACAACCUCUGCCUGUAAUAAUUUUCAGCUUCAGAAUAAAUGAUGGCUCUUUAAUCAUCAAUAAGUCAGGCACUGUAUGAUUGUUUAAAUGCAAGGUCCUACCAGCAGCACUUUAAAGAUAACAAGAAAGGCAGGCAGCUCAGCAGAGAAGGGUGAGGGUGGCCUAGAAACCAGUGCUCAAUGCAAAGAGAGUGUGUGAGAGAGAGUCUAAAGAAUGAGGGUUACUGAGCUUACCCCAUAGGGACAAAAGAAGCUUGCUCCUGUACUUCUGUAUGCACCAUUAGAUAUAAUAGCUCAGGAUUUUGUUUUUCUGGUGUGUAAAUCUGAACUUUGCCACUAAGCCAGAUGGUUGGUUGGACAGAGAUGCUCUACAUGCACACUUCAAGCUUCUUCAGCAUGUUUUGCACUGCACCAUGAUCACCCACUUAGCUUUGCAGAUCUGAAGUGUCAGGCACUUCUAUGGCAGAUGAAAGCAUGGGUUUCACAUCUGCAUGCAUGCUGGUGGAGUUCGUUGCUGCUGUAGGGAUUGCUCCAUCUCAUCACACUUGUGUUUUUCUAGCAGCAGGGAGAAAAUCAUGAACUGUUUUAAAGAAAAGCCCUUUACACAUAAAAGCAAGGGAAGUAAGGGUCAGAAAGCAAAUGUAUUUGCAGAAGUGUUUUUAAUGGCUUGGGGCAAAAAUGUGUUAAUGUUUAAUGUUUCUCUCCACCACUACCAUCAUUGUAAUUUAUAGGAACAGAAAGAAUACCUUCAUAUUCUGGCAGCCCUAUGUUACUGUAGUUUUUCCUACCUUUAGUUGUUCCGUCUCUUUUGAAUCCUCCUUUGCUGAGCAUCCAAAAUGUCAAACAGAAAAUGAGCCUGUAGCUGAUGAGGGUUUCAAAAGGAUCCCUAGGCUGACCUGCCUCUCAGACAAUUAACCCAUGGGCAUUAUGCACUUUUCAGCUUCUUCAUUUCAUACACAAUUAUUUUUUCCUCAGAUUGCUUACAGACCAUAAAGUCGUAAUAAGUGGUACAUUAGCUUUACAGUAUCAUUCCAAGGCUGCCAUAAAGGUAUGCCUUUUCUACUUUCUGCCAGCCAGCUAAUAAGGAGGUUGGAGAAGUAUUCUGAAAUACCCUUUCCAUCUACCUACUUUUAUGAUUCACUGUUGAAAUGUGGAAGCCUGAUAGCAGAAUAGCGUAAUGAAUGCCAGCGUGUGAAGUAAAUGUUUAAAGGGCUCAAUCAAAUACACUUUAAUGUCAGAAAACAGAUUUGUUUAAAAGCACAGACCAGAAUCUGCUUACCAGCUGAUGGUUCUGGUUUUGCAAACACUUCUCUUACUACUCUCCUCGCCCUCCUGCACACAUUUCCCUUUGCUUGUUUCCUAGUUUGGGUUGAAAUCAACAUGGCUGCUGUUUUCUUUCCUGGGCCCUGAUGGCAAAGGUCUGCAUUCAUCACUGCUCCUCUACAUAAUGGAAAAAGAGGGGGAGAAUGGUUUGAGCCUUGUUGACAAUAGUGCAUGUUAGUGUAAGCCCUUCAAUAAGAGAGGAUAGCCACUGCCAGCCCUGGUUAAUAUUCUGGGGAAACACAGGAGUGUGCAAUUGUCUUCAAAGGAUCUGUUGGCUCAGGUUUAAGCCGAGUAUCCCUUUCGCUAGUUUCCCUUUCAACACUGAACAGAAUCUCAAUUCUGUAUAAAGACUUCACCUACCUUAGGGAAAGCGAAACCUGUUAAAGUGAUAAAACCAGUGAGUUAAUUCAAAAGAUUCUGUGCUCUGAUUGCUGAUGAAUUACACAGUCUGGGGCCUGGCUUUUCUGGAGUUGCAGUUCACAAUUUAGCAGGAUCAAACUGCCAUUGUGGAAGAAAGCUCCUAAAAGCCACGGGCUUUGUGGCCCAGCCCCCAUUCUUAGGGCCAUUCCGUGUGCUGGAUCUUGGGUGGGAGGGCUCAGGAGCAUAGCAUUGGUGUUCAGUUCUAGCAGAUCAGAUUGUCGCUGCUGCUAAACACAGCAAAUGAGACUUAAAGGAAUAAAUUAAGGUAAUGUUACACUCCAGGUUUGCCUUUGCCUUCCUUUCUUGAGACUGUUUUAUAUCGGUAGGAACCAGAGUUCACUGUUAAAGCAGGGUGGAUUUUUAUUUUUAACAUGAUAGUGCUCUUGUUGUUACUGUAGUUUUAUAAUUUGGAUGGCUGUAGUGCUAGAAAACAAAAUGAGUGGUUUUGCUUUUGGAGGACCUAAUCCUUAGACCUGCUCAACUUUUAAUUCUGACUGCUGAGGCUACUUUUACCAGCUUCAGCUGAGAUGAACCUUUUUGUAGUUCAUCUAUGUGGCACGUGUGUGUGUGUGUGUGUGUGUGUUUCUCAACAAAAAUCUUAAGGACAUUGCAGAAGCUGUCUGAAAAUGGCUUGCCAUUCCUGCAGUGAAAUUCUCAGUACUUUGUAGUAUGCCUUUUUUUCUACCAAAAAAACAAUGGGAACCUAAACUAGCAGAGGUUUUAAAAAUAUUUUAUAUUAGUUUCUAAUGUAUAUUCUUACAUUAUCACAGUGCCGGUGUGUGUUCACCUGCGCAAAACUACUUUUUGUAAUAUUUUUGUGAUCACAAAGCUUUGUUUCCCUCCCGUGUAUUCAAAGUGCAUUAAACUUGUUUGCAUAGUU
Molecule: messenger RNA, 72943 nt
Organism: Podarcis lilfordi (Lilford's wall lizard)
Lineage: Eukaryota; Metazoa; Chordata; Lepidosauria; Squamata; Lacertidae
Source: the annotation of a GenBank genome assembly